AUGAGCUUACCGCAGAAGGCGGCCCUCAAGCCCGGCGCGGCGGCGGUGGCGGCGGCGGCGGGAGCGGCCACGACCACGGGGACCCCCUCUGGUGGAGGGGUAGGGCCCGGAGGGCCGCCGCCUCCCGCUGCUGCUCCUGCCCCGCCGCCGCCUCCAGCAGCAGCGGCAGCAACCGGGCCGCCGCCGCCGCCGCCGUCCCCUGCUGCGGCUGCUGCCGCCGCUGCCGCUGCACCGGCUGUAGGAGCGGCGACGGCGCCUCCUCACCCCGCCAGCAUCAGGGCUCUCCAGACACAGCCGCCCCAGCAGUAUCCUUUGGCACCCAUGGAGGGGCAUGCAUCGCUUCUCCAUCCACCCGUCCAUCCUCCCUUCCCCACCCCCAAUGAGGGGCACGCGUGUAGCCAGGAGGAACGUGUGGACUUAGGAGGGGGGGAAUAUCUGUGUGGCAGCCAUGUAAAAACGGGUCCACUUUCUGGAGGAUCGUCUGAAUGUAUGGUGUCCUCUCUCUGGGAAUGUGUGGAUUUAUGAGGGGACAAAAAGGGGUAGGUGUGUCAUCUUUUGAGGAACCCGUGUGUAGCCAGGAGGACUUUGCCGUCUGUGGGGGAAUGUGUGGAUUUAGGGACUUGGAAGCGAGGAACGGGUGUAGCCUGGGUGUGUGUGUAUGUUUCAUAUAUGGAGAGCUUGAACUUAUUUCGUGUAGAUGGAAGGAAAAAAGGAACAGGAGCAUCUCCUCUAAGGGGACGUCAAGGAGCUGCUUCUAAAGAUGGAUGAGCGUGCAGGGGAAAGAAAAGGGGGCCCUAGAGAGAAUGUAGGGGGAAGGAGAUUAGAAUAAGGUGUGGGGAGGUCAGAUCUCCUCCCUUAAGGAUGGAGGCAGCAUGGAGUGGUUUGUGUGUGUGUUUCAGGGGUAGGUGGGGAGGAUGGAGCUGUCCAUCAGACAGUUUCAGGAUGAAUGUGUUGUGUGUACCUCAGAGGUGAACUGGGGGAAGGAGCAGGACCCAAACUUGUGUAGGCAAGAGGACAAACCUCUUCUCUACCGGAGGCCCCUCAGCAUAUGAAAUAUGGGUGGUGGGGGAUGAUAUUACACAUACCCACCCUCUUUAUUUCUCUGUUAGAAAGGAGGGUCCUCUCCCACACACUCUUGCCUGGCUGAGCCUCUCAGUGAAAGGGCCAGCAUUUUUUAUGUUCAAACAAAACAGGAAAAACAAAUGUCGAUGUCAUACAGGACUAAGGCAGCUAUACUACAGUUUCUCUUUCACUUUGUAAGAAAAGGAAGGGCUCUCUUGCCUAGAGAGGAGGCGAGUUUUGGGCAUGGCUCUUCCUCCAGAAGAGGAUCCAAGAGGGUUGGCUUGGAGGGGAAAGUAUCCUUGCUUUGUUUUUGAGGGAGACCAGUGUACAUGUCUGUGCGUUUUACAACAGGAAGGGGAGGUGGUGGAUGGUGGAUGGGUGGAAAGGGAAUCCCACCUGCCAGGAGUUGGGCCUGGUGCCUCUGUGUUUGUGCUGUAAUACUCCUUUUUAAUGCUGAAGAAGAGAGUUUGUUAUUCUUUGCACUUGCCAAAAAAGUGCAACUGUAAAUGUUGUUCCCCAAGUGUGCUUAUGCUGAGAUUAAGACCACAGUCCUUUGGAAUUUCGUGGUACGUACUUCUGAGUGUAGGCAUGCAUGGGAUUGGGUUAAAAGUCUGCUUGUUGGUUUUUAAAUAAGAAUUUGUUUGAUGUAAACUAUGAGCAGAUUUUUCAGUUUUGUUCUUCGAUUAUGAAUGUGAAGCUAGGAUAGAAUUUUUUUUAGGCAUUGUUCUCUGUAAAAUCUAGUUUUGGUGGGUUGGUGGAGUUGAUAAGUUUAUAUAAAAUGUGUCCAUUGAAAUGGCGACCCUUAGGAAAGAGCAUUUUUAACAAAAUGUGUUUAAUAUUUGCUGCUAGGACAGGAGUCUUAAGAGGUAAAUAUUGCAGGAAUUAGUUGAAAAGUGUGUGUAUUAGAAAGGAAGGUAUAUAAAUGAGAAAUGGGUGUGCAAUAGAAACAGCAUAUUAGCCUCUGCAUAGAAGGAUUUGUAUGCAUGUGUUAAAGGGGAGGGGUUUUUUGUAGACCAGUGAAAUUAGAUCUCUGGGAAUAUCAAAAUAUUUGAUGAAUUGGAGAAAACCUCAUCCUCUGGAUUAAUGCCUGUGGAUGGUGUCCAGAAGUGCUGGUUUUGCUUUGUCAGCAAGGUCAGCUGAUGGUUCAUAACAAAAGCAGAUUUUCUCUUUAUUGUAGGGACAGACUGUAACAGCUGUGAGAUAUUUACCUAGAACUUACUUCCCUUUCUGGCUUAUCUACUGCUGGUUGAGGUAGGCACGUCAGACCUUAUUAAAACCUGUAAUUCUGUUGGCUUGCUUAACUGGAUUUUUACUGAGUAUGGUGCUGAGUAUUGUCAAUUUAAUUUUAAUUCACGGAGUUCUUCAGAUUCUUGUGUGGUACAUAUAUAGUUUUACCAGUUCUCUUGUAUUAUUGGACAAAUUGUAAUACAGUAUGUGGAAACUUCUUUAAAAGACCACAUAGAGUAGCACUUGCCUUAAGUGUUGCUGCUUUGAGUUAAAUCAGGGCAAGUUUCUUAGUUUUGAGUGCCUUGCCAAGGAUUACAGUGGGAGUUUUGGCCUGCCUCAAGCAAUUGAAGUGUAUGCUGGAUUUGUUUUUGUCCAAUUUCUACUGGAUUCUCUGAGCGCACUUUGUGGCUGGAAUGCAACACCUUUAUGCCCAAUAGCUAUGGUAGUUAGCUUCUGCUUUCCUGGCUCUAGGGAUGAAGCAUGAACACACAAAACUUUCCAAAACCACUAUUUUCUUGUAGUGAGUAAAGUAUUAAAAGUGCAUUUUAAUUUUCCAACGUCUGUGAAUGUCAGCUUAGUGUGACUGGGGAAGCUGGCCCUAUUCUUUGCUGGAAAAUGCUUUCACUUGUAGUAAUUUUUAACCCUUAGCUCAGCUGUGCCCUCCAUCCAUGCAUACUGUCAUUGAAAGAAAAGGAGACCGGGUGCUUUUCUGGUCAUUUAAAGAGGUGGCAGGUUUGUGUAAAGAAACCUUUUGGAAAUGCAGUAGUGGUUUGUGUGGCAAAGUAUAGUUGAACCUUUAAGAACAGGAUAUAUAUUGUAAGAGGGAGCUGCUAAAAUAUUACAUAUACAUGUGUAUAUAUAAAGUAGCUCAGUUUGGGGACGGGCCUCAGCUCAGUGGUAGAGCAUCUGCUUUGCAUGCAGAAGGCCCCUGGUUCAAUCCCCAGUGGCAUCUCCAGGUAGGAUUGAAAAAGAUUCCCUGCCUGAAACCCUAGAGUCAAGUGCUAGAAAUUCGCUGGGUGCCAGGUGCAUUUUGCGACCAAUGCAACCUUGUUCAAGAUCUCUGGAUGCCAGGUUGGUGACUGACAAUCUCCAUCGGACUGCCCUGCCCCCACCUUUCCUAAGCAGGUAAGCAGAAGAGCUUAUUUACAACAUUUUUAAACCAUCUUUUCUUCUAAGGAGUACAUGACUCAGUUAAUCCCUGCAACGACCCAGUGAGGUAGGCUAAGAGGCUGUGGCUGGCCCAAGGUCACCCAGUGAGCUUCAUGACUGAAUGGGGAUUUGAACUCUGAUCUCCCAGGUCCUAGUCCGUCACUCUUAAUUGCUACACCGCACUGGCUUCCUAGAGUACUUCUGCUAUGGGCAGGUGUAUAAAUUAAGUAGGUAAAUAAAUAUGGGGAAAGCAAAAUGUCACUUAGAGAGGGAUCUGAACUAUUUUCCUUGAAUAUUUUCUUUUAUUUUGGAUUUUUUUAUUUGAUGUUUUAAUGUGUUGUAAAGUGCAUUGAGAUUUUUUUCCUUUAAAAUAUAAAGUGGUGUAGAAAUGCAAUGAAUAAUAAUUACUAUCAUAACAAUAAAAAAUAUAAUAAUAAGCACCACUGAGGGUGGGGAAUGGCGCUUAGGCAUUCCGUUGUGGCAACUGCAACCUAGAGUUAAAGUGCCAUUUGGUAAUAAGGUUAUGUAUCACUUCAGAGCUUCUGAGGUUUCUGCCUUAACGUUGAAAGAGGCUGAUUUGAGUUGAUGUGAUUUGACUUGUGAACAAAAAAACAAAUAUUAGAGUCUUUGCUCUGUUGUGAGUGCACUGUUAACCUCUAGGUUAGAUUACUGCAACAAGUUAUACAUGGGGCUAUCACUGAAGACAGUUCAAAAAAAGUCAGCUUGUGCAGAAUUCAGUGGCCAGGUACCUUAUCAGGGCAAGACAGUUUGAGCAUGUAACACAAAUCCUGAUCCGACUGCAUUGGCUGCCAGUUAGUUUCCGGGCCCAAUUCAAAGUGCUGGUUUUCACUUAUAAAGCCUUAAACAGCUCAGGACCAACAUUGUGCCCUCUAGAUGUUGAUAGACUACAACUCCCAUCAUCCCUGAUGGUUAAAAUGCUGGUCGCUGGAGCUGCUUGGAGUUAGAAUCCAAUGACAUUUGGAAUGCUUCUCUGCUUUAGAAGCAGAUAAUCCAUAUAUAAAAAUGAAGGACCUGGAAAAAGAAAGAAGCUAGUGGCCCCUGGCACAAGCCUCAUCUUUAAUCCCCAGUGCAAAAACAGUUGCCCAGCCCUGCAUUGGGGUGGUUGGAUAUUGGGAAAAUAAAUGUCCUGCAGGACAGGUGAGCUUUGAAAACUUACAUGAGAUGUGACCUUUAAGAGUCUUUUGAUGUGCAUUGAACUUGUGUAUCAGUAAAAGAAUCUGCUCCUAAUGUUAUCUCCUCCUGUUCCUUCCAGGCAAUUCAAAGGUUACCCCCUUUGAGCUUUUGGAUUCCAUUUAAAUCUUAGUGUUUAGAGCCUGCUGAGUGCAUGCAAAAUGAUACCUGAUGGACCUUAGGCAGCAACAGUUAGUUAACAGGUACAGAGACUCAGUUGAGGCAUAGCUCCAAGUUACGUUUUGUGAUAGUUUCAAACCCAAAGGAUGGUUUAGGUUCUAAGCAUGUAACAUACGCACUUUCUGCUUUGCUACUAGUGGGUGGGUGUGCCGCCCUACGUCUUGCUAUAACUGCCUUGGUAGCGUUAAUGAAAGGAACUUCUGCCCUGCAAAGCUUAUGAAGCAAACCCUCUGGAAGUUCUUUUCUUCUUGCACAUUUUGUCGCCUGACUUCCUCUUGGCCCUGAUCUCCUUCAUACAGUGCUAUUUUUCUAGAAAAAGAGGUGCUGGAAUUCAGCAUGAACACCUCCCUUGUUCUUUUAGAAUAGCAAUGGCUCCCACCUGAGAGGUGCUGGAACUGAGUUCCUGUGAGUUCCUUUGGAAAAAACACCCUGAUACAUUAGUUUGUCAGACUCAUAAGGGACCUUAAAUACCCAUAAUUGGAGCAGUGAAACCACACAGGGUUGUUGUUUUUUGUCCUGCAGUUCCUUGUGGUUGUGUUGUGAAGUUCUUCCUCACUGCUACGCAAACAUAGUCUUGUCUGAUGUGAAUGCCUUCAUUCCAAAGCAAAAUGGUGUGUUAGUUUAACUCUUCAAGGGAUAGUUCUAGCUUGGUUGGUCAGGAAACAUCUAGUUGUAAUAAAAAAGUACAGAUCUGCAGGAGUUGUGUUACCUUUCAGUCUUCCGUUAUAGCUUAAUGUCUGUGCAAGAGCGAAUGAGAAUUGGAGAAAGAAUGUAGUAGUAUAUCACUGAUUCCUCAGCUGUAAGUGGACACUAGUUAUGGGUCCACCUGUCGAAGUCACUUCCUAUUUCCCUAUCACCUAUUGUGGCCCCCAAGAAUUAUUUACUAGGAGAGUGGCAGUCCACCUGUAUUUUUUUCGUCAUCUGUUCACACACCUUCAGCUGUAGUUUGGGGAUUCCUGUUUUUCAUAUUCUUAACUGAUGGUGCUGAAUGUGGUUUCCCCAUGCUUUCUCUCUGCUAGAUGCUAGCAGUGGCUACUAGCCACAAUGUCUAUGUUCUCCUUCCACUGUCGGAAGCAGUAGGCCCCUGAAUUCCAGUUGCUAGGAAUCGCAAGUGGGGAGGUUGCUGCUGUUGUGCUCAGGCCCUGCUUGUGGGCUUCCCUUUGGGGCACCUGGUUAGCCACUCUUGAGAACAGGAGACUGGACCAGGAGGGCCCUGUUUGGCUUGACCCAGCUGCAUGGCUGUCCUUAAUGUUCUUAUGCUGAAAGUGAGCAGCAGAGCAACUCUGAAGAAAACUUCACCUGAAGAAAAAUGGCAAGAACACUGCGAGAUGGAAGUUAUCGCCACUUGCUCAUAUCCCCUCAACAUCCCAUCCCCAUGCUCAACAUGUCAGUUGCAGCAUGGUUGCCUUCAGCACCAUCACAAACAUUCUAGUUGCUUUGGGGAUUUUUGAUGGACUUGCUCUCAUGCCUUGUAUUGGCUUUGGUCUGAUUGUGGGGAUAGACUCUGAUCUGGAAAGCAUCAGUAAUUCUGUGGCCAUCUGGCUUGGGCAGAAAUCAAAGAUACAUUGUCACAGAGUUCCAGAGACCAUUUGCUUGGUCUCCUGAUUUAGUGGUUGAGGAUUUUUGAUGUCAUUUUUUCUUUUCUUUUGUAGUGCUUCUGCAUUUGCCAGCAGGCUGGAGCACUCCUGGAACUUCAGCCAUAUUGCAGAUAUAUGCCUUUGAGAAUAAGAGUUGUACCUUUCUCUCCCUGCUCACUUAUUGGGAAGAUCUCAUGGCUAGAGAGGGAGUAUUCUUUCUGAGUCCUGAAAUGAGAAUUAAAUUCUUCAAUUUGAGGUGGUUUUUGUAUGUUUGGGAGAGCCCAGGUUUUGCAUUCCCAAAUAAGCAACUGCUCUGUUAGCAUGAAGCUUAGGCUCAGACUGCAGCUUUGAGAAACUGAUCCUGUAAACAGCGGCUGCAUUGCUAAAUCAUUUCCUUCUGGGCAUGAUCCAUUUGCGCUUACAUGUUCUUCCCAUGGAUCUGCAUGGAUCUGUAUUAAUGACUUAUUUGGAAAGAAAAGCAGGGUUGGAGAAGGCCUCUUUUGCUGUAGCACUAAAUAUCUGAGGUGCAUUUUGAGCAUAAUCUUAUCAUCUUGAGACAUUUUUUCUCAUUAUUAUUACUACUAUUGCUAUUUAGAUUUAUAAAAAAAACUUCACAGCCAUAUGCUACCAAAGCAGUGUACAGUAAGAUAAAACAAGAUGAAAUACAAAAGAGACCGAUGCAAACUAAAAACAGUAAAGCUGUUUCUACAGUUGGACAAUUACUGUUCUAUAAAAUGGCUGUGCCACACUUCAGGGAAAGCCUUCUUAAGCAAAGAUGUCUAUAGUAGCUCCCUAAAUAUCAAGGUGCUCAGUGCCUGUUCGGUUUCAGUUCGUACUCAAACAUUUGGUUGAAUGUAAAGUAAUUUCUUGGACCAGUGUUAGAAACUCAGAUAUAUAAGCUAAUUGGCAAAUGGCACCUUAACUCUAGGUUGCAGUUGCCAAAACGGAAUGUCUAGGUGCCAUUUCCCCCCUAGUGGUGCUUAUUUUUAUAUUUGUUGUUAUUCAUUUCAUUUCUGUACCGCUUUAUAUUUUAAAGAAAAAACCUCAAAGCAGUUUACAACACAUUAAAGCAGGAUACAGUAUAAACCAAUCUGGAAUAAAAUUCAAGCUUCAAGGAAAAUAUAUUCAAAAAUAUUUUCCUUGAAGCUUAUUUUCCAAUUCAAGCUUCAAGGAAAAUAGUUCAGAUCCUUCUCUGAGUGACAUUUUGCUUUCCCCAUAUUUGUUUACCUACCUAGUUUACCCAGUAGCAGAAGUACUCUAGGAAACCAGUGUGGUGUAGCAGUUAGAGUGUCAGACUAGGACCUGGGAGAUCAGGGUUCAAAUCCCCACUCAGUCAAGAAGCUCACUGGAUGACCUUGGGCCAGUCACAGCCUCUUAACCUACCUCACAGGGUCAUUGUAGGGAUUAAUGGGGGGGGGGGAGAGGUGAACCAUGUGCUUACUGGAGAAAAGGAUGGGAUAUAAAUUUCAGUGAAUAAGCUCUUCUCCUUACCUGCUUAAGAAAGCUGGAGGGGUAAGCCAGAUGGAGAUGUCAGUCGCCAACCUGGGGUCCAGAGAUCUCCAUGUGGUCGCAAUUGGACCCACAACAGUUGCAAAACAGCCUAGUGCCUGGUGAAUUUCUAAUAAGGUGAGGGCGAAGUGGGAUUUAAACUGUAAUCUGAAUCUUAGGGUCAGGGUAGUAUUGGCAGUGUGAAGGGUAGGAGACUGGACUUGCACCUAAAAAGAACAUCAUUCCCUUGUGCUCAGCUUUACUUUUUAUUUUUAUUUUUUUGGUAGAAAAUGGGAGUUUUUUAGAAUUUCGUUUUCUGCUCUGAGGAGGAGUACAGAAGCAGCACGAUACAGGACUUGGGUACAGUUUGCAAAAUUAGAAAAUGAGUUAUUUGGAAAGCAUUGAUUGGAAGGCUGUGUUUACCCAAAUAACAUACAGUCCACCUUGAUGCAAGCCUUUAGUGUGAGGCAUUGAUCAACCAAGAGCAUGUCUUACAACUUCAACCAACAGAUCUCACAGUUACCACUUCAUGCCUUAGCUCUGAUGCAUUCUCUGCAUUCACUCUCCCAAGUGUUAAGAUCAGCAGAGGGGACUUUCUUUGUAGUUCCCCCAUCCACAUCCAUUUUGGGUGUAGCAACCCAAGAGAACACAUUCUCUGUGGCAUCCUCUAAGAUAUGGAAUUCCCUCUCCAUCAAGGUGUGCCUGGUUCCUUCAUUAUGUAGUUUUUGUCAUGUGUGAAGAUACACCUCUUUAUCUGGUCUUUGACACCAGAGAGAGAUUUUCAAGAACCUAUUCCUGUGACUAAUUUGUUCUAAACUUCUUUUAAUGCUGUAUUUUUAAAUAGGUUGGGACUUGCCUUGAAACCUCAUUAGAGGGUAACAACUCUAAUAAAUAAUGCUAAAAAUACUGGAGUGAAGAACUUCAAAAAGUUACCAUUAGAACCUGGCACAGUGGUCAUGUUUGAGAGUUAUACUAAGUCCACCACCCUCCAGUUAUUGUACUGGUCAGCAUGCCAAUAAUAAGGGAUGAUGGAAGCUGAAUUUCAAGAACACCUGGACAGCUACAAGUUGGAAGCAGUGUUCGAAACUCACAUUGUCCUAGGUGUAUUUUGCGACAAGGAAUUUCAUUAGCAUGAGCAGUUUCUGACUACACCUAAGACUGCACCUAAGAUUUCAGAUUAAAACUGCAGAGUGGAAGGAAGGGAGGACCUUUUUUCUGCCUCCCUACUUCCAGCUAUUCUCUGAAGACUGGAGAAAGACCCUCUUAAGAAUAUUAGGAGGGUGGGCAGGGGAAGGACUACACCAUGUGAAAAAUGAACAUAAUAUUUUAGCUUCAGUUCAUUCAUUUUCAGCUUUGUAUUAUUAUUUUUUCUUUAAAAAAAUUCCGUCGUUGUGCCCAUAACCUAGGUUUAAGGCGCCAUUUAGCUCCACCUUUCAUAUCUCAGUUUCUAACACUGGUUGCAAGAGCAUGUGAAUGAGCCAGAGGCUCACAUGCUCCCCAUUCCUCUUCCCACCCCCAUGUGGCCAAGAGGAGGCAUGCUUGAAACAAACCAUAGUUAACAUGAAGUCGAGUUUGUUUGUCUGUCUAGAGCAACAUCAGUUCAUAAGCAAAAGUGGAAGGGAAAAACCAUGUUGGACAAAGAGCAGCAGUGGAGCAUGUGAACCUGGAGGUCACUAAACUAUAGCUUGGCAUGAAGUCCAGAUGUGGCCAAUAGAUGUUUACAACUGCUGCUGAAGCCACAAGGCUGUGCCUUGAAAUGAACUGCAGUCACAUUCGUAACUGCCUUUGCCUAGCAUGCUCCUUUAUUUUAAGACCCAGGACAGUGGGGAACUUAUUAUUUUAGGUUUCAUUAUCAUUCUUAACUGAAGGUGUUAGUGGUGAGGUCAUGAAGAGAAAUUGUGGGGUGAAUUCAUAACCUUAAGCUCUUCUUAGGAUGGCCUGGGGUUAAGCCUCUCUUGGCUGUGAACAGAGCCUCUGGAAUGCAGUCAAAUAAUUGCAGGGACCUGGUUUUUUAAAUGGUACCCUUGGGCGUGAAUGCUAAUCAGAAGAAACUAGACUUACACGUUGCCUUUUGACAUUAUUUUGAAGCUAUUUCUUUGAGCUAGAAGGACUGGGUUUAUGUGGUGACACUCAGCGAUCUCAGUGUUUUGUUGUUUAAAGUAUUCUGGUCAGACUCAGUCUCUGUUAACACGACAAUUUGCUUCUAAAUGGCGCUUAACUCUUGGAGUCUUGCAUUAUGUAUUUUCACAAAUCUCUCCAGAAGGAGAUGAAGAAAACGUUCCCAGGUUAUGAAGAAAAGGUCAGGAUUGUACAUUUCCUGUCACUUGCUUUCCUCACUUUUCACUUUGUGGCUUGAUGCAGGAUAGGGCGUUCUGUCCCUGGAAUGUGAGCUCCCUAGCGGAACAAGAGCAAAAUGUGUUGGUUCUAUCAAGCUGUGCUUGUGAGUGGACAAUGCCUGCGUUUCUGGCUGCUUGGGAGGCCGUGUGAUGCUCAUGCAAGAGUCCUUUUCUGCCUGGCAGCUGAGGAGAUGUCCCCUGAAGAGCUGGCCCAGUGGGUCUCCCUCCCUGCCUCCCCUCCCUUUCUCCCUCAUUCUUUUUCUGCUCUGUGCUCUGCCAUUCAAAAGACUGGCAUUGACCAGGGAGACAAAGAGUUCUUUCAGGCCCUGAGCUUUUGUUAAUGCUCCCAAGUUUCCCUUCCCUGCUCCCUCCUCUGAUUGUUAAUGAAUGUUGCACAGUUGUAGCAAGAGUCAGGGGUAUAUUCCAUUCAUAUUUCUGCAUCCUUCUGGAGAGGAAGCGGUGCUCCUGAACAGAUAUUUGGCUGAUCUCGCCAUAACCAGGUCUAUGCCCUGAUCAGUAGUAAUCCUCCCCACGGAGGCAAGGUGCUUGCUGGUUUAAGUGACUUCCACUGGACAAUGUGCUUCUGCCCUUUCACAAUGGAUGAUGGGCUUGAAACGCUGUCAUUUUAAUUUUUGUGGGUAUAAAACCCACCCCAUCCCAGGGCUUCAUGGUAGCUGAGGAGUGACACUCCUUUGAGCCUUUGUAUCACAAGCCUUAAGUCUGGCAGACUUGAAUGGCAGAUAUCUCCACAAGCAGUGCUAGGAUCUUCUAAGUCAUUCUGAUAGGUCUGCUCCUUGUAGGCUUUUGCAGUACUAGGGUGGUGUAGCCAAGGUGGCCUGGCACUCUGAUUAUAUUAGUUUGAAUUGCUAAAUAGCAAAACAAUUUUGUGUGUGUGUGUGUGUGUUGAGUUCCCAUGUGUGCAUUUUGCCAUUUUUUGCUACUGUCCCUUUCCUCUUUGUCCUCAAGUAACAGAUUGCUGGUGAGUCAGCAACUAGCCCUAAUGGAUAUGCUUUACCUCCACUCUUGCAGGCAGCAUGUCUCUGAGUACCAUUUGCUGGGAAUCUCAAGUGGGGAGAGUGUUGCUGUUGUGUUCAGGUCUUGCUUGCAGGCUUCCCAUUGCGGUGUCUGGUAGGGGAUAGGAUGCUUGAUCGUUCGCUGGCCCGAUCUACUAGGUUGUUAUAUUCCUGUGGAAGAAUGCAGGGGCAUGAAUGAUGACACCCUCCAUCAGUUUAAUAAUUAAUUUUCUUUGCAUCUAAUUAAUAAACAGUACUAGAAUGUAGUUUAAUCUUUUAUGGCUGGCAGGUAUUUAAUGACUAGAAAUGAUUGCUAUGUGAAAAACAGUUCACUUUCUGCAAGGUGCCAUCUCUUUUUGAAUUCCCUGGUAUAGAAAUGAAAUCUCUUGUGCACAAUCCAGGAAGUGAAUUUAGCGUGGUAUUCCUGGCAUAGCAAGCCUUGUUAAGCAGGUGUGUGCCUGUUUUAAGCAAGAACUCUCCUAUCCUUUGACAAAAUAUGUUUCUCCCAGGCGUCAUCUGAAGUAACAUAGGAUCAGUGCAGGGGAGGUGCUGUUUGAAAGUGUAGCUGGGCCAGGUUCAAGGUUCUGGUUUUAGUAUAUAAAGCCCUGGGCAACUUAGGCCCACAAUACCUUAAGGACUGCCUUCCCCUAUACACCCCAGGUUGGUCACUGAGAUCUUCUGGAAGAAUGCUGUUAGUGGUCCCCCAUGGACCAGAAGCAUGACUCAUGACAGCAAGAAGCCACCUCUUCAGUAUUGUGGGCUGAGGUCGGUGUAACUCCCUCCCAAUAGAGGUCAAGGCAGCCACUGUCCCUGCUGAGUUUCUGGUGCCUGCUUAAAACCAUUUUAAUUUAAGAGGGUUUGCAUCAUCUGUUCCUUCUCUGGUGUUUAUUUGUUUAUAUUCUCAGGUUUUUAAAAUUCUGUUAUUUAAUGUAGGUAAACCCCAAUAUUUUCUAGUGCGAGGUGAACGGUUGCUAGUGGGAAGCAGGAAGUCCUCCUUCCUGCACUGACUCAAGUGUUUACCCACCCCUCUGUCUGGUAUGCUCCAGCAAUUGCGUUUCUCAGCUUACACCAGGAAGUUACCAUGGGCUAUGAACCCCAGUUUUAGAAGCUGCUUUUGUGAAAAUGCAUUAAAAUCCCUAAAAAAGGGCAUAUUGCUUUUGCAGUAUCCUGAGGUGUCCUUCACACAUUGUAAUAGCUCUUUGAGAGCCACUUUUCUGUGGGUUCAUCCUAUCAUAUGUGGCACCAGUGGGGAAGAAGAUAGGUAGCUUGCCCCCUCCUUGUUGCUAGAAAGACUCUUUUCACAUGCUUCCCACACCCCCAGACAGUGCUUUGCCACCCCCUUUUUCUGGUGCCGCUGCUACGUCUCAAGGCACUGCUGAAAUGUUUAUAAAGACCUGCAGCCAAGUAGGUGAUUGUAGCUGCUUGAGUCUGCUGCCUGGUCAGAUCAGGGAUGGUCACCUGACAACGGGUCUGUGUAGCUAGCCUACCGCCUCCCCCCACCUCCCUUUGGUUGUAGGCCUCCUGGGUCCUGAACCUCUGGAAAAACAGCUCCAGCUGCUGCUGCAUUGUAACAUGUAUCUGAGCUCCACUUUCUUUGACAGUUUGCUAAAUGUAUUCUGAAUUUCUCAGUGAAGGCGCUCCCUGCCUUAAAAAAAAAAGCAAAGCUUAAACUGUGAGUUAUUUGUCUUCAUAGUUGGAACGACUUUGAUUAUUAACCUUGCCAGUGUUUGUAGCUUGGAAAUUGCUCCAAGGAGCAGAGAAAGAAGGAAGCUGGUCAGUGCCGAGGCUGCUUUGUAUGUGGGUGUAAUGCAAGUUCAUGCAAGGGGAAUACGAAACAGGAGCAGUGUUUGGCCGCAGGGGAAAGAGGCUGUUUUGUUCAGCCCAUUUCUUGACUUCCUAAUAAAUAGUGUACAUUAAGCAAGGAUCAUGUAGCCUGGAUUUCAAAAUACAGAGGGCACGUGUUCUGCUCUGUCACUGCCCUGCUUUUUGUGAUGUGAUACGUCACAUGGUGGGCUCCUUAUUUUUAAGGCAUGUGCCUUGUUUGUCGGCUCCAGUUACUGUUUCUUGAUGAUCAGAAGGCAGCCGGUGAACCGGUCGCUCUGUCAGAAAUGGACUUCCUUACUAGGGACCGGCAUGGAACUUUCUAAUCCAACUCACCAUUGUGUGGGAUUGUAUUUGAGAACCUCAUGAAGUGAGCCUGGGAUUCUAUUCUCGGAUUUCUUCCAAACUCACAGCCUGAAGGUCGCCAGUGCAAUGUGUAUGAGGUGAGUUGGCUUGAAUCUUUGCUGUCUGGGGCUGAUGGGCAUGGUCUUAUUAAAACAGCUGAAAGGCGCCUGGUUCAGAAAGGCUGCCGCUCACUCUGCUUCUCUUUGAUCAUUAUAUCCUGCUUUGUCUUUAAAUUUUGGACUGUGUAGGGUUAAGGCUCCACAUUCUUUGGCGACUUCAGAUAUCUAAAUUGGAGAGACAAAGGAGUGGCACUGCUGUUGCUAUCCCAACAGAGCUGGGAGGUGUUUUGUGCUGAAAAAUAGCCACAUUGCCCUCCUUCCGUGUGGGUGGCAUCUCAGUGUUCCCCCUUGGUAACAGACGUUGCUGCCUAAAGCUUCUUGUGACUCCUGUCCACAAACAGGUAGAGGCUCAUGUCCAAGCAGAGUUUAGAAGGGUUCUGUUGGCUGGGCUCCUGCAAAGUAGCCAUGGCUAGGUGACGCUUCUGCCUCACUCUUGUCUGUUGCCCUGUGGUGCUGGACGGGGCAUGCAGCUGUGUAAACAAGCCAGAGCAGAUUUUGGCUUGCCGUCAAGAUCUCAGGGGUGUAUUUUGUUAGUCCAAGCCAGCAUGCAGGAGGGGUGGGGGCAGAAGGGAAGUUCUGGCCCCUUGCCAGGUGAGGUUCAAAUUGCAGUGGAGCUUUUGUGGAAAUGUUGCGUGUUCAUAGUUCUGGAAUGAUGAGGGCCUGACUUUAUCUCAUGCCAGGAGGUGGGAGGGGAGCCCCACAAGGUUUGCUCAGUCCAUUGCCACAUAAGUCAGCAAGUGCUGUGGUAUCCCAACAUGAAGGUUUGUUUGUUUGCCGUGGCAGAAAUGUUCGUGGGCAACCAGGGUGAGCAAUUGUCUCCCAUGCUUUCAUCCUUCAGGAUGUGUUCUUUACACUCCGGUAAACUUGACUCCUCGCUUGUUAACUAUUUCUAGAAGGUUUGUAAGUGUGGUUUCUCUCCACUGUAGCAGACUGUUCGUACAGCUACCACCACCUCAGUAAGCUCCAGGCCACAGAGUUCCUCCCUGUCAGGUUCUUUUUCCUGGGGAUGGUGUGUAGAAACCAGCAUUGUCUCUCAGCUGAGUGCAAAGGUCCCAGUUCCGGUUGUGUGAAGUCAGCUGCUGCUGUUGUCAGGGAUUUUCAAAUGCCUUGUAUAGGUUCUGGUUUUGUGGUUUGAUAAAAUUUAAGGGAGAAUAGACACAGAAGCAACAGGACAGGACAGGCACCUUAUGGGAGAGUGGUCUAGCUGCUUGCAUUUGAGUAGUAAUAUUAUCUUUUGCUGCUUUUCGAAAGAGUGAUAAUCUGCAAUUUGGUGUUUACUGUCCUGGAUCUCCAGGACUUGAACCACACUCUGAUGAAAGCAUGCUGUUCUAGAGAUAAACACUGCCUGUUUUUUUGGUUUUUAAUUGGAGCUCAGUUUAAGUUGAAGCAAUUUUAGGGACAACACGCUUUUUCCUUCCUCUCUUGCCUGACCAUUCUUCUCUUCAUAAUGAGUGUGGGAGCCUCCUUGUGUUGAUAGGAAGUUCUUUAUAAGCUGGCGGAAAUUCAUCCUCUGAAUCUCUUAGCAAGUGACCACACUGCUUUAAGAAGGAAACUAGUAGUUUAUGAGAGAGCUUAAUUCUGUUGCAGAGGAUUCUAAUUGCUGAAUCACAUAUAUUUUAUUUUACCAAACCUUUUAUUGUUAUCCUUCUGUGGCAUUAGAAAAAAAACCUUUUUUGCUACACCUUUAUUUACAGUGUGGAUAUUCUGGAUUAUUGCAGCUUUUUUAAUUGCAAGUUUAGGGCAGCCAAUCAAAGGCAGCUUUCCUUUAAGCUACAAAAUUCUCAGCCUGUUAAGAAGUGAAUUCUAGUUCCCAGAACUGCUUUUAAGUAGGGAAAAGGAUUAAUAGAGUGAAAUGCCAGCGACAUAAAUGCACUCCCUCUCUCUUUCUUCCUGCAUUGUUGGAGACUCAGGCCUGGCCUCCAUCAGACGGAUCUGCAGCUGACGAGCUGUUUUCCUGGGUGACUGAAAGAGGGUGGCCAUUUUAUAUUGAAAAUAAAAAUUGGAUCGUCUGUUACAACUCUCAGCUUAGAUCUCUCAUUUACUCAGGUCUAUUGAUUUUGUUUUACUGUAUCUGGUCACAUCUUCUGGGAAGCUAGUUUUCGGCCGUAGAAAUUAUUCCAGCUGCAGUGUUGAAUGUGAGCCCCUUUUCAUUGUGGUUUCUGGCAUUUGGUAAAAACUUUUGUUUUUAUGCUAGUAUGGGCAAAGGAUUUCACAUGUUUCUUUCCUGCCAAACACACUUUCCUCUAGACUUUUGUGUUUUCCUUGAUUUGCUGCUUUAUAGAAUCCCCCGGGGACCUGUGCAGCAGCCCCUGGAGGAUCGAAUCUUCACUCCAACCGUCUCAGCUGUGUACAGCACUGUAAGUAUUCCCCAGCAGUUUUGCCGAGUUCUUUGGUUCCUGUGUAGUUGUGGUUUGCUUAAGUAACACUGCUUUUCCUCCUGCAGCUAAUCAACUGGAUAUGAGCUCUUAGAGCUUUGUGGGGCUGUGUGGAAAGUUUAGCUGCCUCCAGCCACAGAACAAUCCUGGGACUCAAGUGUGUAAUCUUCAUUUAGAAAAGCAGCUCUGUUUUAAAACCACUUGUUUAAUUCAAAAUAAGCAAAUGAAUAAUUCAGAGUUGAACUUUCUCAACAGAAACUGCUGGUUUAGGAAGAUGCCCUCAUUCAGGCCUCUUCUGCCCAGUAUCUUUGGCAGGUGAGACCUGAUUCAGAUAACAUGUCUGCAGUGCAAUCACAACUCCUCAAUAUAAGCUGCAAAAGUUCUUAAAGUCUUUUGGGUGCUCUUAAAAUAGUUGCUGGAGUUACACUAAAAAAUGAAUGAGUUCUUAUGGAAGGCAAGAAUGAAAGAGUCUGCCACAUAUUGACUGUGGUGCUAAAUCGUUCUAGUACUGGAGCUCAGUUAAAGGCUGCUCCUCAAAUGGUGUCUUGUGGGUUCUGUGUGUGUGUGCUUGCCUUUUUUUGCCCAUAAUGGGUGGAUGCCCAAGAGGUGUCUUCUGUGCCUGGCUUCUGAACAGGUAGCCCACAUUGAAGUGACUCUUCCAGAAAAGAGAUUAGGAAGGAUUAGCUGAUCUAGCCACUCCAGGUUUAUGCCAAAGAUGUGGGUCAGGAGGCCGGGCUAUUUGGCUGUGUGACUGUUGCUGAGCUGUGAGAAAAAAUGCUGCAUUUUUUAAAGGCACGAUAUGAGCAUCAAGGCAGUGAGACCCACUGCUAAUGAACUAGCCCAGAUGGCCACCAACACUGUUUAUUUUUUCAUUACAGAGGUCACAUUCACACCAUGCAUUUAAAGCACAUGGCUUCUCCUGAGGAAUCCUGGGAAUUAUAGUUUAAGAGUGCUGGGAAUUGUAGCUCUGGGAGGGGUAAACUACAGUUCCCAUGUUUAUUGGGGGGGGCAUGUGCUUUAAAUGGAUGGUGUGAAUGUGACCUAUGUUGUAUCCUUGUGCAUUGCCUAAAUUGCAUUUUAGAAAAAAUACAGAAAUAACUUAAGUAGAUCUUCCAAAGUCUUUGGUAGGCAUAUUUCUCAAGGACUGCGUAACUUCUGAGAAAACAUGCAUGUGUUACAAAUACCCAGAGUGUGGGGUGUUAGUUACUGGGGGCCAUUGUUUUUUCCACUGUGAGAUAGAAAGUAAAUUCCCUCCUUUUUGGUUGGUAGAAUGAUAAAUAGUCAUAAUUUGAGAGCUGAACACAUGACAGAGCUCUGGUAACUGGAGGGUGCAAUUUAGGAAUACAGUACACAGUCACCUAUACAGGCACCUUGAACAAUCCUGGCAAAAUACAUCACUUGGCUUCUGGUGUCUUUGACAGCUUGUCAGUCUGUGUGUCCCAUGACAAGCAAAUAGUAGUAGUAAUAAUAAUAAUUAUUAUUAUUAUUAAUUGUAAUUAUGACUGUAUUGUAAUUAUAACUAUUAUUAUUAUUAUUUAUUAUUAUUUAUUAUUAUUGUUGUUGUUGUUAUUAUUAUUAUUAUUUGUACCCCACCCACGUGACUGGGCUGCCCCAUCCACUCUGGGCGGCUUCCAUCAUAUAUAAAAACAUAAUAAAACAUUACACAUUAAAACACUUCCCUAUACAUGACUGCCUUCAGAUGUCUUCUAAAGGUUAUAUAGUUACUCAUCUCCUUGACAUCUGAUGGUAGGGCGCCACUACCAAGAAGGCCCUCUGCCUGCUUCCAUGUAGCUCCACUUCUCUCAAUGAGGGAACUGCCAGAAGGUGCUUGGAGCUGGACCUCUGUCUGAGCUGAACAGUGGGGGUGAAGAUGCUCCUUCAGGUAUACAGGGCUGAGGCCAAUGAUCAAGGCAACCAAUGACUUUGUAUCAUUUAUAAUUAUUGGCCUGAGAAGUCUGGAUAGCUUUUGCAAACCAUAAAGACAGAUAUAGAAUGGUGGGUUCUCCCUCACCAGAAUACUACAGUGUUUGUUGUAUUUAGAUUUCAGUUUUCCUUCCAUAUUUAUUUAUUUAUUUGUCAAUAAAAGUACAGGUUAGUCAAAAUACAAAUACAACAAAAAAGAAAAGUCAGUUAUAUAAAUAAUGUAUACAAUAAAUAAAAAUGUGAUGAGAAUAGCAACUGUGUUGUAACAAUGCUGCUUUAGCCCUGCCCACUUUGAAUGCCCAUUGCCCUCUCUCAGCCCAGCCUACUUAUUCCCUGAGCAGAUGCAGAGAAUUUCCCUACACCUGCUGGUAAAGCUGGCUGACUUGUAGAGCUCUGAAGAUCUGAGCCAAAGGAUUUACAGCCCCUUGUUAAGAGAUGGGUGUCAUUUAAACAAAGGCACAGCAAUAAUCUCCAGCAUCCUCUCGAAAACUUUGGUCUCUUGUGAUCUAAGCAGCUCUUGCCGCUUCAUAAGCAGAACAGAGGAGACCUUUCCUGCUGCUGCUACUGAACUGCAGUGCUGUGCUCUAAAAGCAAGGGCCAGUUUGUAUGCUGGCUGGAUUCUAGGUUUUUCUUUAUACCUGCAAAAUGUGCAUAAUUUCUGAUCAAAGAGGCACAUAAGUUAGGUGCUAACAUUUAGCGUAGCACCUCUCUUCAAAAGGAAUCCGGCAGUGCAGCCUCUGAAGCAGAUAUGUUAAUUGGCAUUGUUUGAAGUGUCUCUUGAAGAGUUUCUGCCUCCUGUCUUGGGUCUCCUUGUUUCUGAUCAGCCACCUUGACACAGUUGAAAUAAGCGAAAGAGAGGGAACCUCUCCCCAUUAUGAUUUCUCCCCAAAGAGCACCUUUGCCAGUGCUUCGGCUAGUGGCCAGUGAGCCCCUUAGAUGAGCAGCAGCUUUCCUUUCCCAACAAAAAGCACUUUUGGUUUUUAUGAAUUGGUAGCCAGUCAGUUCUAUGCAGUUCUAUGACUCUGAAGGGAACAGCCAGGACUACCUCAGGAGAUUGGGCGAUGCAGCCCAAAGGCUGGGUAUCUUUUUAGGGCCUCCUUUAGCUCCUUAGUUUGAGCUCCAUGAGGGUCUUGGGAUUUGUGUCCUUUUUCUUGCUCUCCUAGGUAUUGUCAGCAUAGAAACACACACAGACAGAAGCUCCUGGGACCAUUUCCAGCCGUUGCUCCUGUGAUGCCUCAGCUUUGGGGGAAAUAGAACUAUUGGUAAUUCUUGCUUCCUGCUGGGCUCUUGAGACUGGAGGGCCUCUCUCUUGUGGGGCUUCCUUACUGCCUUCCUCCUCUCAACUGUUGUUUUUCUAAUCUUAGGUGGUUUGGGUGUUUAAAGGGCUGUUGAAAUAGGUUUUCAGGGUAGAAUGCAGAAGCAUCCCUAAGGUGAAGAAUCUCUCACACUUUGUGAUGGAAUCAAGAGUGACAGACACGCUGCACUAUUCCUCUGGCCCAGUCUGCAUUGACUUCCUACACAGACAGCCAUUUUGUCAGAUCACAAAGGGCCGGCUGGCAGGAAAGGCAGCCCAGUCUUGCUUUGUCCCUGCAAAGCUGCAAAGUUAAGAUCCCAUUUACAGAUUUGCAGCCUUCCCCCAGUGGAGAAAAGCCUGUUUUUACUGGCAAACGGUGCGGAGUUAACUCAUAAAAGUGGCAUUUGCAAAACCCUCAGCAGUGUUUUUCUGUCCUUUUUGGAUUUGUAUCAAUUCUGCUUCUCCUUUUGGGUAGAAGCUGGUGUUGGUACAGGUGGGUGGAGUUUUUCCCCAAGAGAAAAUGCUGAAAGAGAGAGAUCCGUUAAGUAAUGAAGGGUGGCAUUCAGGAUAAUGCCUUCUUCCUGGCACUUUAAUGUAUCCGAUAUUGUAUUUAUUGUGGAAUUAAUUUCAAGUACAUUUCCAACGGGGGGCAGGGAGCUCAAGGUAAGGUUCUGUAUUACAGAAAACACAAGCACAGGUUUCUUAAUUAGCCACUUAAUUUAACUGAAUAAUCUUACAAUAAGAGAACAACUUAUUUACUAUACUUGCAUUCUGCUAUGAAAAAUAUAACAAAAAUUUACAGCAGUGUUUUGAACAGGUUUUCAGUGUUCAAAGCAGCAACUGAAUCCAGACAAGAUGAUACAUCUUGUCUGGAUAUGGAGAAUAGACUUACGUAUUCUUGUUUGUGUUGGAGAUAUUUAUUUAUUUAAGAGAAUUUAUAUACUACCUGAUUGUAAGAAAACCUCUGAGCAGUCUACAAAAAUAUAAAAUAAAGCAUUAUGAUUAUGUUACACUUCCUCUGACAAUAAUUUUCAUGGGUUAAGGCAGGGGUCAGCAACCUUUUUCAGCUGUGGGCCAGUCCACUGUCCCUCAGACCAUGUGGUGGGCUGGACUAUAUUUUUGGGGGGGAAAUGAACGAAUUCCUGUGCCCCACAAAUAACCCAGAGAUGCAUUUUAAAUAAAAGCAAACAUUCUACUCAUGUAAAAAACAGCAGGCAGGCCCCACAAAUAACCCAGAGAUGCAUUUUAAAUAAAAGCAAACAUUCUACUCAUGUAAAAACAGCAGGCAGGCCCCACAAAUAACCCGGAGAGGCAUUUUAAAUAAAAGCAAACAUUCUACUCAUGUAAAAACAUGUUGAUUCCCGGACUGUCCGCUGGCCGGAUUGAGAAGGCAAUUGGGCCGCAUCCGGCCUUAGGCUGCCUACCCAUGGGUUAAGGGCACUCCUGAAUCAGGUGACAUCUAUGGCGAUGUGCAUUUUCUGUCAGCUUCAGCUUUAGGUUAAUAUUCACAACUGUUUCAAACCGGAAAUUUUAGGGCUCAGGCUUUUGCCCUGUUUUGCAUGCUGUGGGAUUAAAUUGUGCCCUACCCUCUUAAAACUGGAGCCCAUGACCCUCUCUCAUAUACACUAAAUUAAAGCCCAUUUUUCUGUGCAAAAGGAAACUCCAUGGUGGGGUGUUUUGACUUCUCAGGCCAAGCAUUAUAAGCAUGAUUCAAUAAGUAAUGUGUCGUUACAGUAAAUUCAUGUGUGUUUAUGACUCUCUAGCAGCCAAAUGUUGUGGAGAAAAGCAGCUUUUGUUCAGUAAUUACCUGCCUUGCUACUGUGCAGUUCUGGGACUCUGGCCCACAAUCCAGGGCAUCUCAUUCCACUGGUUUGUGGCCUUUCAGUGUUCUCCCUUAGUAUCUUCGCUUGUGUAUAUAGAACCACACAGAAAUCACAGUGUUUUUGCAAUUGCUCCCCGCCUUUAUUGCCUCUGAGCAGAUACAAAAGGUUUUCCUUUAUGUAUGCUACUAGGUAGGUAGUCUAAAAGUUUCAUUUAGUUGCAAACCAACAUGCAUUAAUUUGUUUAUAGUGACCGUCACCAUCCUUGUGCCCUCUAGAAAUUUUGGACUGAAGCUCUUGUGUCAUGCUGGAGCUCUCUGUGGAAAAUGGGAUUUGUAGUCCUAAAUAUCUGAUUGGUAAAGGAUAGUUCACAGCCACUGAUUGCAAUUGCAUGAUUUGCAAAAUCUGUUAGCGUGCUGCCAAAGUUUUCUGUUUCUGCUGUGGAAGGGUGGGUUCGUAUAUUAUGAUUAUUUUUUAAUGAAUUGCAUAUGUUUCUGUGUGAAUGUGCUGAUAGUACAAUAUGUUUUGCUUAAUGCUUAUGGGUUGUAUCCCAUAUUAGUCCUACUCAAAGUAAACCUAUUGAAAUUGAUAAGCACGGCUAACUUAGGGCCAUUAGUUUCAGUGGGUCUACUCUGGGUAGGACUUUGUUGGAGACAACCCUGUGUUUUUAAAUAUACUGUAAGUUACUCAGAAUCUAGUAAAUAAUAACAAUAAAGUAAAAUUUGGGAAAGUUAGUUGAACUGAGUGAUUUCAAAUUAGUAUCUCUUUCCUUGGGGAUUUAAAAUAUUAAAACUUGAUGUCUUCAUAUUGAAUUGUUCCAAUUGUUUGGACCAAUCAGGCCCUGCACAGCCUGGGCUCUGGAUCUCUCCAGGAGCACCUUUCCCAAGUUGCUCCUCCAGUCCGCGAGUGAAAGAUCAAAUGGGGAGAGCUGCUGUUACCAGCUCUGUCGCCUCUUGGAAGAUGAGCUUCUUCACCUGCAUCAUCAGGUGUCCUAGGACUUCCUUCUAAGGAGACCACCUUCAGGCCUGCUUUCAGUCUUUCUUCUCUGCCAGGCAUUGAGUGACUUCUGUGCCCACUUUCAGCUUCAGAGUGCUGCUGUUUGACUUGCAAUGAGGGUUGUGUUUAGUGCUCCUUCAGUACAAUUUUAUGGGGUUGCAUCCAGCUAAGUUUCACUCAGUGUAUAUACCUAAAUCAGUUGUGUCCAUUAACUUCAUUAGCUUUACUCUUGAGUAGGACUAGCAUUGGCUACAAACUGUAGGAUUUAUCUUUUUUGGGGGAAGCCUCUUUGAGUGUGUCUCAGGGCCAAAUAGGAAUUCAAGAAUUCCAAAAUAAUUGCCAGCCACCUGUUUCCAUUGGAUGCUUGAUGCGGACCAAGCAUGUGCCAAGGACGGGGAUGCAUUGGGAAAUAAUGGGAAGUUUUACAAGGAAAGAUAAGCGCCUUCUCGUUACUGAAGCUCUAAAGAUUUCUCAAAGCAAGGCAAUGUUGACCAGGUGAAAGGCUCACCCUUUUGCCAUUGGAGAUGUACCCUUCAUCUGUGUUCAAGUUCUGAGAUGCAAGAUAAGGCGUGUGAACAAGCUCUGCUCCUGCAGCCUCUUGCUCUCCCUGUCCUUUUUUACGGGUGGCCAGAGAGACGGUGAGUGUAUCCAGUGGUAGCUAAUUGUGAGCCAAAGGAUGGAUCGCUUCCUUUUCCUCCCCAGGUCUGUAGCCUCAGCAUGUAAAUGAACCCCCAUGGAGGGAGCUUUACUAAUCUCUGGUUUUACUAACAGUUUAUCUCCUCACAGGUCACGCAGGUUGCGAGACAGCCAGGCCCUCCUGCCCCCUCCCCUUACUCUGCACAUGAAAUAAGCAAGGGGCACCCAUCCCUUGCUGCAACGCCACCAGGACAUGCCUCCUCCCCAAGCCUCACCCAGGUAAGGUUUGGCGCCUGCUUCUCAGGUCUGAGUUGCCUUUCUAUAAGUUUAUGGGGUGUGGGUGAGAUCUUGGCUUUGCGCAGUGCUAACCCUGGUCUGCAUGCUACUUUCACUUGAGCUGCUCUUCCUCUUGCUGGCCAAGGAUUGGGGAAGAGGAGAGGGGUUCCCUUUAGGGCGCUCCCCACCCCAACCCCCUCAAUUGGAAAUUGGCAGGGACGCCUCUCGUUUCAGACUAAGCGCUUUUUUUUUGCUAAGUGGCGGUGAUUUUAAUAACAUGCCUUUAGGCAGGUACAUUUUUCUUUUCUGACCAGCACUCAUUGCAUGUGCUGAAAGAGAAAAUGGACACAGUAAAAAUAAUACAUGUGGACAAGGAAUUUAGAUAAUUGAAAACCAUAACUUGUUUUUAAUCACUUAAUUCCUCAAAACGUUUCCAAGAGACGAGGGAUGACGUGGCAAAGCAGAGGAGGAAUGUAUUUGUAGUUAGCAAAGGUAGGGCAGAUGCGCUGUCCAAGGGUGGGCCUCAUGCCUAGGCAAUGUGACCUGUGGCAGCUUCAGGCAGUGAGCUGCUGAGCACCAAGGCCUCCUUGGCAAUGAUGCCUCAAGGCAGAGUGUGUGGGAGCUUUCAGAAGCAUACAAGUGGAGGGAGCAUCGGCCCCUUCUUUGUUUCUGUAGAUUCCUGCAUGAGACUAGAAGUCUUGGUUCUCGGACAGAUGAGCUGGUGCUUGAAAUCCUACUUGGAACAUAAUCAGCUGCUUUGAUUCCCAUGAUAACUUCCAGACCCUCAAGCGUGAUGCAGGGCCCCAUUUUGGUUCCUUAGUAAAGGAGGAAUUGGGGGUGAGGCGAGGUUGAGCUUUUUUUAUACAGGCAUGAGAGAACCCUCUGCAUCUGUUUCCUCCAGCCAGACAGUGCAUGAGUCACUCAAGUUGUUGCACCUUUUCCAGUGGACUUGACAUGUGCAUCAUGUGACAGUAGGCAUGACACCCCACCGGUUCAGCUCAAAACUUGCUGCCAAGUUUAUUGAUAGAAAAGGAUUUUGUGUAGUCUUGUGUGUUAAGAGCCUAACCAAAGAAGACAAAAAGUGCUCUGAAAGUUGUGGAGUGGCUACUGUAGUAUCUGUUGUGGGCACCAGAAACAGCUACCCUGCCUAGCUGCAUCUCCACGACCUCCAACUCCUGUGUCAAUCCCCAAUGUUCCAGAAGAGAGAUGAAAGCCACAACCUUUUCCCACCUCCAGGCAUCAGAAAAAACUGCAAAUAUUCCUUACGAAUUUAUCAGUUGAGUCCUGAGUACAGUGAGGUUCUUCCACAGAAAGUCACUCCAGAAUGUUGCACCUCUGAUUGUGUAACGCCUUCUCCAGAUUUCUUACCUGAACUUAAGUCACGGCCAAGUCUGGCAGGUCAGCCCUGCACAGAGUCGGCUAGUCUUCUUAGUUUGAUUCUAAAAAAAAGCAAGGGGUGUCCUCCUCGCCUCAGAAGGUCUUGCAAUUCUUUGUCUGCCAACAAGAGGCACUUCUUGUUCAUUUGUUAUAGAUCUUUCUCUGAUGGGUCCAGAUAAUUUUGAAUGCCACCGCUUCCUCCACUUACAAAAAGGGGGGAUCCAUUGCUCACCCACUCAGGGCUUAAGGCAAUUGUUAACCAAUAUUUUGCCCGUAUUCUCAGUUGUUAACAGGAUAUGCACUCUUGCUUCUUUCCAGGGCACAGGCCUAAAUUUACCAAAAGUAAUUCACAUUUUUGAUACAUGGCAUAAGAAUAUAUAAAGUCUUGUACAUUCAUCUUUGGGAUGUUGUCAUGAGUGUAGCGUGCUGAUCAUAGGAAAAUGUAUUGGUCACCUGUCUCUGAUAACUGAUCGUAUUUCUCCACUUUUUCGUUUUUCCCCCUGGAGAGGCAGUCUUACUGAAGCACAUAGUAUCUUGUUCUGUAAAAAGGGUUGCCUGCAUAGAUCCAUUUGGUUUCCCCAUUCAGAUCCCUGCAACCUCACAGGAGACUUGGAGAGGGGGGUGUCAAACAAAGGAGCUGGUCUCCUGCAGGGGGCGUUGAGAAUUGAUGGCAACUGGUCCACAGACCUUUCACAUUGCUGUUUUGAGAUUAGCAGAGUCCUGCACUUGAAGCCACUGAGAGCAUAAUGACAGGACAGGUCACUACUAAUGGGUACCCUUUUAUCUAGAGUACCAAACUCUGCUGACAACAAUUCCCUAGUCCUAGAGUAGGGGAAGAAUGGGUAGAAAUGUCCCUGGGAUGCUUUUGUUCAUUUAGCCCAUUGUAAAAAGGCAGGUAGAAAGGGAGGUCGUCCCCAUCCAGGUGUGUAGAAAGUAUUUUGAGAAGUUGGAGGGGAUGCAUCUGCUCCCAUCAGCCUGGUAGAAGGGGAGAGAGAACGGAGCAUUGACGUGGAGAUGUGCCAACCCCUGUCCAUCCCCCACCCACCCGCCAUCAUUCUCGUCCUCCCCACCCCCCUCUCCCCCUCUCUCUGUCUCUUUCUCUGUCACUCUUUUUCUUUCUCUCUUACUCUGUCGCUCUCUUUCACUCUCGCUCCAGCAGCCAGGAGGGAGGAGGGACAGAAGCUUUCCACCCCACCCAAGAGCCAGCAGUCUUUUUGAAGAUCCAAGGGAACUGGUGCAAAGGAUUCUGGGAUGUGGGAUGGUGAGUGACAAGAGGAAAAAAAAGGUUAAGUGAUGCCCCGCUGGAAAAGCCUGGCUCUUGUUUUUCUAAUGGGUGGAGAUCUCAUUUAGGGUGGGGCCAUUGUGGCUUACAGGGGAGGCCCCUCCUGCAAAGGCGUGGAAGACUCAGGGCAGAAGGAAUGUUCAUGGGGAGCCUUAAAAACACGUUGAGAACUUGAGAUGUAUGGAGGAGCUCCGUUCAGUAUUUUGCCCUUGAGGCAUCUUACCAUGCCAUCUGGACUUUUUGCUUCAAAGCUGUUGCUCUGUCUUGGAAAGUGUUAAAUUCUAUGGCAAAGUUUCAAAUUUGGAGUAGGCGUAGACGUGCAGGGUGAGAGUCUUAGCUUCGUGUCCAGUCUGAGGAUGGUGGCUUAGCAUUUUAAAGGCCCACUUGUGUUCCCAGCCAUUGGCAGUCGCUGUACCUGUCGGCCCACAUCUGCCUCCCCCAUACACUCUGGGUUGUGUCCAACAUUUGUUUUACACACAGUACACCCAUUGAAAUUAAUUAUCAUUAGUCAUACCCAUUAACUUCAGUGGGUCUACUCUGAGUAGGAUGAGCAUUGGGUGCCACCCUCUUGACUACUUGGGCUGUCCCUCAAACAGCAGGGAUUCCAUUUUCCCUCCACAACCUUUAUUCAGGAUUGCUUAUAAGGGAUUUUGCAUGUGAGGAGGUCAGAAAGUGAAGCUUUUCGCACUAACCUCAGUUUGGCAGAGCCGAGGGAGGGCUGGUCUUGCAUUGAAAGUCGCUUAUACUUGGUUUGGCCCUCACUCAUUGCUCAGGUUCAAAAUGUUUCCUUUAGGAAGGUGUUUAAUUAAAAUAGGAAAGUUUCGGUUCCAAACCUUUAUGAUGUGUUGGUGUGUAGGAGCCGCGGAGAGCUAUCCAAGGUCCACUGAAAGCGGUCCAAAGGGGUGGGGACAGGAAAAUGCAGCUUGCAUCAUGACUUCUGUGUUGCUCCUUUUGUCUUCCUGGAUCCAGAAGCACAUGGUGUGGCACAUAAAGGGGAAAAGAGAGGCUCACAAAGGGAGAAUAGAGAAGUGGUGCUGUAAGGCAUGGACAGGGAGGGAAGUGGGUUAACAGAGAAUGGGCCAUAGAAGACAUUUAACUUUUGUAACAAAGCUGUUCUGUGGUUAACAUAGUCAUGCAGCCCUGUUGAGUUCUUGCAAAGGUGUCCCACUUGAGUAUCUGAGUGUUUUACCCCUUGAUUUAGAGUUUUCUUGGCCCAACUAAUGAUGCUCUGAGUGGCAGAGAAUAAAACGUCCCGUAUCUACAUGAUGCUUUUCUGGAAAAAUAUUUUUAUUGUCCUACUUGAAAGGGUUUUUGCAGUUUUCUAAGCUUUCAUGAAUAGGAGGUUUAUUAUUUAACUCCCAAGAAUGUAGUUAGACUUUGUUUAAUAUUCAGGUAGCCCAGAACCAGCGAUUUGCCUUCCAAAAUGAAGAGAUUCUGAAUUUCAGAAAUUCCACACCCACUCACGACUCUGGAGUUUUGUGACCUUGGCUGCCUUUUCCUAUGUGCCUUACUCUAGGAUUGUCCCCUUCCUGUCCCAUUUGGCUGGGUAAAGUAUAGUAGUAGUGGAAACGGCAUUAGGAAUUGUGCCAUAGGCUUUGGUGAGUAGCGUUCUCCUGUGUGGUGCCUUAAGUGAGUCAUGUUUUCCUGCAAGGCAUUUCCAGAGUUCUCUACAGCUUGGUUCCCUCUUGGCUGUAACAGCGUGGUUAGAGCAUGGUGCUGAUAACGCCAAGAUUGCAGGGGCAAUCCCUGUAAGGUACAGCUGCAUAUUCUUGCGUUGCAGGAUGUUGAACUAGAUGAUCCUCAGGGUCUCUUCCAACUCUUUGCUCAGCCUUCCACAGCACUUCCUGAUGGUAGACUCUGCUUUAAUAAAGCAGCGUGUCUUGGAUCCCAUAUCACAUGUAAAUAUGGCAUGAUGUAAUACGCUGUCAUCGGUGUGCUGCCAUAGAAAACAGCAUGUGGGAUGUCAUUUUCAGUGUGGGCUUUUGAGGAAAAGUCAUGUUGACUGUUGUCCUUUUGUCCCCAGUGCCCAAAAGCGUUUUGUUUUGUGCCUGCUGCGGCAAUUCAUCAAUGGAGUGGGAGGAGAUGGGGGUUUGCUUUAAUUCAUAAUGUGACUCAAAAGCAUGUUGUGUUUAGAAGGAAGCUCUACAGAUGGCAACGUGCAGCAGUGCCACCAAGGUCUCUUGGGCCAUUUCAUGUAAGGACAUGCUAGUCUUCUUCCUUUUUGCCCUGGAUCACCAGCAGUGUCCUUUGCUAGGCUGAGGAAUAAUCUCAGAGAAGUUUAGCUCUGCAGUCAGAGGAUGCAGCCUUCCUCUUUUUGCUUCUUUUAAAAAGCAAAACUCUUGCAGCUGGACUGAUAUUUUGAUAUGUGGUUCACUCCAUUCCCUAAAAAAGAAAAGAAAAAAGAAUCCCUCUUUUGAGAACCUUAAAUGAAGCAUUUGCUAGUGCUGGCUUACAUUCUGCAUGCAGAAUUGAUAGGCAGAGAAUAUCUAUAUUUUAUAUAAAUAGCUCUCCAUGGAACUUUGUGUAGACGGAUGGAGAAGGUGUGGCUUUAAGGAGCUUUGAAGCCACUGAGCCAUCUUAUGGACUAUGGAUGCUUUUCCAGUGAGCUGUUUUGGCAACAAUUUCAUAAAGACCUUCUGAAAUCUAAGGCAGCUAUUUUAAAUGUCAUUAGGUCACGGCUGGCUUUCGAAGGAAGGCAUGAAAUACCCAGGGGCCUUGUUGCUUGUAUCUAGAAGUAGGAUUAAAUUGCCAAAUGCAUUAAGGUGGUGAGAGUGGAACCAUACCUUUUCCGGGUCCGGCCUGCUCAUGAGAUGCUGUGAGAGUGAUCCCUGGCCUAACCCUUCCCAGGGACUGCAAGCCUGUCCUCAUCCAUGGGACAUUUCAGAGCUGGGAUUGUGUAAGGGUGUGAGGUGUUGCUGGUUUUGUCAUGUCUUUCCUUGGUGGUCCCUCGGAUGCACCCAGCAUUUAACCUGGCAAGUGACUUCCUGUGGGCACGGAAAGUUCUCAGGGUGCUGAAAGAAUUCACAGCGCCGAGGCAGAAAUUUCCACUCCGCUGCUCAGAGCAGGAAGCGCAAGAGCUGUGCGUGACUCAGCAUUUUCUCAGCCUCCCCCUGACGUGAGCCCGGCUUUCGCCUGUUUAUUCCUGGCACAUUUCGUGCAAGGGCGGGGGGGGGGGGAUCUUGUUGCACAGCAGGUCUAACUCCUUUCGAAAUGCAGAUAAAAAUAAUCCUCCCCUUGUUGUUGUUUGCUUAUUUCAGCUGGCAGGAACAGAGGGUGGGGGUUGAAUGAGGGGGAAGGUCCAUGGUGAGAGGAUUCUUUGACAACUUGAAACACAUAAGAAUUCCUUUAGCAUACCUCUUACUCCGAGAUAAGGUAGGAAGGAGGAAGUGCCAUUGCUUGGUGGCAAAGAACACCCAUUGCCUGCAUCAAGCCCCAUAUUCACCAGUCUCUUUGCAGGGCUGGGGGUCACCCUUCUCUGCCUGAGACCCUGCAGAGUCCUCCCCAGUAAGAGGAGACAGUCCUGGGUUAAAUGAACCAGCUGGCUGACUCGGGAAGAGGCAGCUGCUGCUUCUUUUCUUUCUUCAUUAAAUUCAUUCAAACAUAUAACAUCUACAUACAUAUAUCUGAAUGCUGGUGUUUAAGCAGUACUUACAAAAUAACUACCAAAUAAUGUAAGCUUCUUAUCCCAGACUACUGUUUGUAUAGAAGGUGAUAAACCGUUUAAGUUAACCAAAGUUUUGUAACGUGAGGAAAGUCCUCUGUUUUCAUUUUUAGCCAUAUGCAUCAACAAAACUGUUCCAUUUGAUUCCAAAUGAGUCUUUGUGCUUCAGGCCUUGUGUCAGUUUUAUUUAAUUUUUCCACAAAUACAGUUUGCCACACUUUGUUGUUCCAGUUUGUCAGAAAAUCCCCCAGUAUGGUGCUGUUAAUGAGCCUGGCUGCUAGGAGAAGAGAACUUCUUAAAGGUUUAAGCUGUUCAGUUAAUAUUGCCUCCCGUGAAAAGGUUGAGGAGCGCUAGACACUUUGUCUAGUAAUUGCUUUUAUUUGCACAAAUAACUUCCUCCUCCUUAAGUCCACAUGUUCAUGGGCUUAUCUGCACCAUGCAUUUGACGCAUAUGGCCUCCCCCAAAGAAUCCUGCUUUGAAUGUAUGGUGUGAAUGUGGGAAGUGCUCUGCAAAUUGUAGUCAUCACUCAUUGCUCUGUCUCACGGUGCUACAGCAUUUGUAAAGUUUAGAAAUAAUCACUGCUUUUUUAAACAAAAAAAAUACAUGUCCCAACGCUCAGAUGUUGAGGUUGGACAGGCUAGAAUUGGAGUUAACCUGGAUACAGAUUGUUGUGGCAGGGAAUGCUCUUGGUGCAUGGCAGGAAGCACUUCUUCCCACCCCAGGCCAGACCCUGAUUGGCUCCCCAGGAUUACAUUGGAACUUUCAUCUCGCCCUUCCGGGCCAGCUAAUUGGGCUCUGAAAUUGGACUCAGAAAUGUGGCUGCUAAUUGCCGCUUGCUGAUGUACUCCAAGACAAAGACAGUGAAUUGGAGAAGAGAUUGGGUUGUUGAGUCAUUGCAGUGGGCUUGAUGCAGCGAGGCUGGCAAAAGUUAGGGGUGCUUCAUGGGCAGAAUGUUUCCUGGCUGGAGCCAAAAUUUGCUUCCUAAGUGACCUUGCUGCAUCUUUGUCUGAUUUGCCAUUUCACUCCACCUAACAAGACAGUUGCAGGCUUCAAACAUCUGGUCAUCCCCAGAGCCAUGCAACUGAACAGCUCCUGAAAAAUGCUAUUUUGCUGCUUCAGGCUGCCCUGGCUGCCCUCUGUUGCCCCUCCCUUCCACCAGCCUGGAAGGUGGUUAGGUGCCUGCUUUGGAUUUUGCCUCUGUCAAAGGCAAAUCACUACAGUAGUGAUUGUUUUUCUGGCAUGUUUUAAUUGGCAAACUGCUUCUGAGUAUCUGUGCAUACCCUGUAGUAACUUUUCUUAAAUAGGGUGCUGUUUGAACAGCAGCUUAAACUAGAUGACUUCCAGAGUCCCUUCCAGAGUAUUGGGCUUGUCCAGUGCUAAGGUGGGACCAAAAUCCACCCGGUCUCAGAAAGCUGCACUUGACUUUAAUCUAUUGACUGUAAUAAGGGAAGGACAGUAUGAUUUAUUGUCACACACCCCUUUUAGGAGGAGUUUUCAUUCAACCUUUUCAGAUUCAGCACCUAUCCUUAGCCCAGAAUGGCAUUAGGGUACCCACUUCUUUUUUUGCCAUUUAUUUGUAUGGUGGUAGCACUGUUGCUGUUGCAACUUGUUUUAGGCUAGGUUGCAACCUUGCAAUGGGUUCCGACUAGGGACCUAAGAGGGUGUUACUAAUUGUGUUUUACCGCAUUUCUGCCACUGAUCCCUUUGUUCAGCUGUGUACUCUUGAGGUCCAAGAUCUCACAGUUUUGAGCUGCUGACUUUGAAACCUAGCCUGGUCCAUCUUGGAAUUCUGCAUUCAAUAUGAGCCAAAUGACUGCCUUAUGCCCUGCUUUGAGUGUUUGUAGUCACAUGUACCUGAUGAUAAGAGACUCUUUAAAAAAAAAAAAAAAAAGUACCUCUGUGCACAAAAAACACACACCUCGCAUACGCACACACAUAUGCACAGCAGUAUUUUAUCUCCCUGAAUUUUAGAAUGAUCCACUCCCUGGUUCUCUCAUUGCAUCUGGCAGGCAAAUCAUAAAAUGCUGAACAGAAUAAACUUUAAUGAUCCACCACUUUUCAGACAAAUAAGCCGAUUAAAAUUCUCAUGUGCAUUCAUCUUUCUGUGCCAAGCAGAGAUCAGUAGGCAAGAUAAUUAUCCCAUUCAGCUGGGAUGGAAUAAAGGCAAGUGUCACAUGUUUCAGUGAGAGCCUUGAAGGAUGGGCAGAAUUGAGCAAUGGCUUGUGGAGGUGUCUAUAGCAUCUUUUAGGGGGCAUAUGGGUUGGUGAGCCCUGAUGGAAGGGCAACAGGAAUUGCUCUAAACCUGGCAGUUGUUUGAACACCCAGAGACCAAUUAUGGAUUGAGCCUGGCGCGCACAGGCAACCUGCAUACAGUUGUCAGUUGGCUUACCCUUUGUACCAGCCUUGCAGUUAAGCACUAGCCUGGUAGCCAUAAGUGACCGGGAAUUCUGUUCAGGCAUGUGAAUGGACUAACGGAGGAGGGAUAGAUCACUCCAUUUCUCUACCACCAUCAGUCUGUUUGAGUCUUGUGUUAGCUGCAGUGGAAGGAAGGUUUCAUCCUCCACAACCAGGAUAGAUAACUGAGCCUCCUCUGCCAGUCUGCUUGGUGGAAGAACUUUUCCUUUCAUAGCCUGUGUGUCAAAACUGGCUAUGGAGGAAGGGUAUGCUGCUCUCGCACUGCAAUUUGCUUUAAGCUGUAGGACUGCUCCGGGGCUCAGGGUGUGGUGUUCUGUUGAGUGGGCUGCCUCUGUUGAAAUGGGGUGAUGGGGAGUUUGCUUGCUUAUGUGAAUGGGUCCUCCAGCCUGUGUUAUGAGCUCUGUUGCUGGGCAGGCUUCCCCUCCUACCAACAAGCUGGCCUUACGCAGGGGCCUGUUAGGAGAAGGCACUGCUUUUCUUGUGAAAUGACAGUUGAGGUGUCAUUGCUUAGACUUAACUGGCUGCAAGAGGUUUCCCUGCUUUAUCUGUGUUGCUGCCUUUUGCAAAGGCCCUUAUUUCCUCCUCUACAGGGCCCUGGAGCAACCAAGGGGCCUGGGAACGGGGCUGUUUGCUGUAGUCUUACAAGGAGGCUUGGACUGUUAAUGGGAGCAAGAAGGAAGGUGCAUUUAACUCCUGGCCACAUAGAGUCAAAGGGCAACAGUAGAGCUGCUUUUUUAAAGUCUUCUAAAACUGUGUGGGUGUCAGAUGUGCAAGCUGCCAUUGUCCUGUCUUAUAAAGAGGCACUAAGCCUCAGUCGCAUCACUGUGACAUAAAUCCGGAAAUGUUUUUCUCGAGCCAAAUAGUCUCCUGAUGAAUAUUGUAAUGGGCUGAAUAUUCUGCUGCUUCUUGGCAAGAAUUAGCAAAACAUUUCUGGCACUAAGUGUGCCACUGAGCCAUCCAGCAGGGAGGAGGAUGAGGUGUGUGAGAUUCUGUGUCAGUGAGGUGAGCAAGCCAGCAGGGUGGGAGUACCUGGUGUAUAGAGUCUCAGAAGCAAAUGGUUUGGCCUACAGGCACUGCUGGCAGACACAGAGGACAGCUAUCUCUGCCAUGGUUCAGCCCCCCCCCCCCCAGCAUCAUUCAGGAGAUGAAACAUUGGGCUGGACAGAUUCUUGCUCUUGACCCAACAUGGCAAAUGUUGCAGUUAAGUGCCUUCAAGAUAACCAUUGCUUUUAAGUGAGAUAGUAGACACCCCCUGUUGAAAACCUGAAGUUAAGGUUAGUUCCUUGUAUCCGGGCUUUUGCAUCAAUGGCAUGUCUGAAGGUACAAAGUGUGAGUCUAGUUGAGAGUUGAGGCAGCAGUGGGAAGGCAGUUUCCAUCCCGGUUGCCGUUGCUUGUCAUGUCUUUAACCAUCUUUCUUCUCUCUCCAAUGGCAGGCCCCUUACCCCUCUGGACAGAACGCCGCACCGACUACGCUGGUGUACCCGCAGGCCCCUCAGACGAUGAGCACCCAGCCUCAGACGCGCUCGCCGGUAAGGGAGCCCUUAUUUCACCUGCGUGUUGUGCUGCAUCUAUCCAGCCGUCCAGCAAAGCCAUUGCGUUGCACUUCCUAACCUUUUUGCGAGUAGCUUCCCUGAGAAAAAGGCACCCGAAGGACUUCCCCUCUGCUUCCAGGUGGCACAAGUGACGUAGUGUUGAAGCCCUCUGGGGCUCUCAGAGAUGAAGAGUCAGAUCCUUUUUUUUCUGCAAGUAAAUUUUUAUUCAGAAUUUGUAUAAAGAAAAGAAAAAAGAACUAACAAAUACAAAAAUAAACAUUUUAACAUAAAUUAUUCAUCCUAUUUUCAUACUAUACAAAAAAAAACCAUAUGUUCAUACAAAAAAUAAUAAUAUAACCAUUAGGCUCUCCUUAGCCUUUGACUUCCCUUCACCCUUUUGGUAAGUAUCAAAUAAGUCCCGGGUUGCGUAAUUAGUUUAUUAAAGUUUAUAGUUAUUAGCUGAUAAAGUUUUUCUAAUACCGCCAGUUCCUCCUAUAUAUCCGUUCCAAUAUAUUUCCAAAACUUACUCCAAUUUUUUUGAAAUUUCUGGUCGUCUUGGUCUCGUAUUCUGCCUGUUAAUCUAUCUAGCUCGGCAUAGUUGAUCAUUUUGACCUGCCAGUCACUUAUGUUAGGAAUAGUUUCUAUUUUCCAGUUUUGUGCCAGCAUAAUUCUUGCGGCUGUGGUGGCAUAGAGAAAUAUUUUUUAUCUUCAUUUUUUAUUUCCUUACCCAUUAUUCCCAGCAAAAAGGCCUCAGGUCUCUUGGGAAAAGUGUAUUUAAAAACUUUUUAAGUUCAUUAUAGAUUACUUCCCAAAAACCUUCACCUUGCUGCAUUGCCACCACAUAUGGUAGAGGUCUCCCUCCCCUUCACCACAUUUCCAGCAUGUCUUAUUUUCUGAUCUAUAGAUUUUAGCCAAUUUUGCCGGCGUAAGAUACCAUCUAUAGAGCAUUUUCCAAACAUUUUCUCUCAAACUCGUACAGGCCGUAAAUUUAAUGUCUCUAUUCCACAAUUUCAACCACUUUUCAAACUCGAUGUUAUAACCGAAGUCAAUUGCCCAUUUAAUCAUUGCCUCUUUGACUUCCUCGUCUUUUGUAUGCCAUUCCAGUAAUAUGUCAUAUAAUUUAGACAAUGUUUUGUUUUUGCCUUCUAUUAUUUCUAUAUUGAAUUUUGAUUUCUUGUCCUCAAAGCCCAUUUUUCUUUUAUCUUGUUUUAACAUAUCAUUCACCUGAUGAUAUUGUAACCAGCCGGUGAAUUGAUCCUUUAUUUCCUCAUACGGUUUAAGUUUAAGCCCUUGUUCUGAUUUUCUUAGCAAAUCUUCGUAGGUGGCUGUCUUCCCUUCCAUGUUGGUUUUUUUAUUGUUAAGACCUCUACUGGUGAAAUCCACCAUGGUGUUUUUCUUUCGAGAAGGUUCUUAUUUCUUUCCCAGACCUGAUAUAUUGGUCCCCUGAAAAUAUGGUUUAAGAAAGCCCUGUGGACUUUCACCUUCUCGUACCAGAGAUAUGCGUGCCACCCAUACCGGUUAUUGAAACCUUCUAAAUCCAGUAGGUCUCUGUUCUCCAAUUUUAUCCAAUCUUUUAACCAAAGUAGGCACGCUGCUUCAUAAUAUAGGCUCAAAUCUGGGAGGGCAAAACCUCCUCUUUCCUUUUUAUCAAUUAGUAUUUUCAUUUUAAUCCUUGGUCUUUUCCCCUGCCAGAUGAAUUUCAUCAGGGUUCUCUGCCAUUCUUUACAUUGUUUUAGACCUUUAAUAACUGGAAGAGUUUGAAAUAAAAACAACAUCCUCGGCAAAACGUUCAUUUUAACCACUGCUAUCUUCCCUAAAAAGGAAAAUUUCAUCCCCCCCAUAUUUCCAGAUCUUUCUUUAUUUUUUUCCAUGUAACUUCAUAAUUAUCUUUAUAUAGGUUUAUGUUUUUGCCGUAAUCCACACUCCCAAAUAUUUCACUUUUUCACCACCAGGAGUUCCACUUUUUGUUCUAGAUCUUUCGGUUCUUCCUUAGUUAGAUUUUUAACCAGCAUUUUAGUUUUAUUCUUGUUUACCUUAAAACCUGCCACCUCUCCAAAUUCCUCAAUUUUUGUAAUGCUUCUUUUACACUAUCUUGUGGAUCUUCCAAAGUCAAAACAAUAUCGUCGGCAAAGGCUUUAAUUUUGAAUUCCUUCUUUCCUACUCUAAUUCCUUUCACUUCUGUUGCCUCCCUCAGUCUUGAAGAGUCAGAUCCUUUUUUGAGUUGCCUGCCUGCUCUCCAGAAGCCUGUAAAUGCCUACUCCUGGGCACUUCUGUCAUUGCCUAUGGUACUGGUGCCCUGCUGCCAGAGGGGGCCCUGAGCCCGGCUUCAAUCUCUUGUGUUGAUCCAUACCACCUUGCAUCAUAAGUUUGAGUGAUACAACCUGUGCCUUUCAAGGCUGUGUCUUCUGGUGGUGGCUGUUGUGUGGUAGAUGCAUGGACACCCCUCCCUUUGUGUCUUUACCUUUUACUGCCCCCUUCUUUAAAGGGCUUGUAGCGAGUGGGGAAGGAGAAACUUGUUUCCUGCGGCCAAUGCAAUUCUGGGCUCCUGUGCUCACAGCCCUGCUGGUUCCAGCUGCACACUCUUGUUUUUUUGUCUAGAAAAGGACCCUCCAGCUCAUUCCCUCCUCACUCAGCCCCAGUAGUUGGCCACAAUCCUGCUCUAUAACAAACUGGUAUUGAGCAGCAGAAGGGACACCCUUCCAUCCCCAGCCACCCUUACUGUAGUAGGGCAUGUUCCUCCCUGUUACGAUGCGCAAAAAGCAAGAGCUGAAACAUUGAUGGCUGAAACGAGAGGGGAGAGUCUGACUCGAGAGCCGUGUCUCUAAACCAGUUUUCUUGACAGCCCAGCAGAGCAGUGCCAGUACAUUGCCCAGACAACUGGAAGCGGAGGAAGGUUUUGGAACAGAGUCCGGUUUACAGGUCCUUGGCGGGAAGAGGCUGGAUAAAAUACUGCAUUGUAAGCAAUAUAACAAACUGUACUCCCUUCUUGCAGGCAGUCGUGCCCCCGCGGCACCCCUUUCAGUUCUGUUGCUUUUUUUGGUUUCAUUUUUUGACCACAUUGUUGACUGAUCUACAGAAAAGCACUGAUCCGAUCUCUGCUUUAAGCCGCUGUGUCUUGCGGGCUGCCGCAUUCAGCGGCAGUUUGGAAGGGGCCAAGGCUGUCGAAGGUGGUGGCAGGAAGAAAUUGAGGCAGGGUGCCCCCUCCUUAAAAAAAACCCACAACAGCCACAACCCAAUAACCCUAUUACAAAUUUUUCAGGUGGUCUGAGUGAUCAGGUACCUGAGAUUUACUUUUCUAGCCCUUGUGAUGGAUUUGCAUUUGAUUGGAUUAGUCACUCGAGGGAAAUUGGCAAGAACUCCUCAAAACAGGAACUUUCCCCAAUUUUGGCAGAAACCUUAAGACAGAAGAAGCUACCUAUAACGUCAGCCAUUUUUCUGUGGUCAUGAACAAUCCCCCCUCUAAAAUAUUACCCUGCGUGCAGUCUUCUGCCAUCGUCACGUUUUGUGAUCAUUACCACCCCAUGACUAAAAAUUGCUCACAUAACAUUUCAUUUCCCCCACUCACCUCUCCUCCUCCCCUCGCAAGUCCAAAACAAAUGCAAAAUGGGCUAGGCUGAGCAGCUCUUGCAUUUCGUUCUGGGCUUGGUUUCCAUUGGUUUAUUCUCCCCGUCCCCCCUUUGUGGCCCUGAAGGGAGGCUUGGGGGAGGGUGAGCGAGGGAGAGCGAGAGAGAGAGAAAGAGAGACAGCCCCCCACCCACUACGGCACCAGAGCCCCAGCUGAGGGAGCUGGUGGGCCCUGGAGUUGUUUUUGUGCUGGCAAAUGAAGGGAUCCUAGUUCUUCUUCCCAUAGCUGCCCUUCAGCUUACUCCAAUCUAUUUCUGCAUUCAAGGGCCAUUGGCAAUUGCAUAGCCUCUGCCUGGACACAGCUACCUUUGCCAUUCAGGUAGCUUGGUGUCAUUCCCAGGCAAGUUUUCUGUUACGGCAGGGCCAGUGCCUCACAAUCUGCAUGCUAAUUCCAGUUGGGAAGACUUUAAAAACUUUUCAGUGAAUUUCUAAAUUGCAACAGGUUUUUGUUUCUUUUUAAAGCAAUUUGGCCAUCGUAGCGAAAAUGCUGAAGUGGGGAAGAGAAGAGCUAUAGUGGGAGGCUUUGUUUUCAAAUGGCCACAGCCAGUGUGCCCACAACGCAGCUUUAACCCAUGGCGGGAGAGGGGGCCCCCUGCCAAAUAUGCACAGAAGGAAUUGGAAGCAAGACCAGCAUCUGGCAGGCAAAAAUUGUAACUCCAGGCAAAGGGAAAAAGGAAACCUAUUUUUAAUCUGAGCCAGCAGUGACUACAGUUUGUUCUGUUGCUUACAGUUAUUUAAUAGAGAGAGGGGCAGAGAGAGAGGCAGAGAGAAAGAAUUCUGUCCGCAGGAAUUAUGCAGCCAAUAGCCAAUGGUGACAAGUGCAAAAUAGACUAGGGUCUUUCUUUUUUCCUCCCACUAACGUUGAAGUUUUAUUUAUUUUUCAUAUAACAUAUUUACUGGGCCGUUGGUUUUCACAUAAUUUUAUUAAGUUGCAACUAUCUGGCUCUGAUUUCUGAGCUGUUUAGAAGUGAUACUUCCUGUGGAACAGUGAUAAGACAGGUACUUUUGCUUUUGGACAGAUGAACACCAGUUUUUUUGGUCUGUUACUGGUGUGCAUUUGCUGAUUUUCUGGGAAUAUAGACUUUCUAUCCCUCAACCUAUUUAACCAGAAGUAGACAUGCUUAAUGCUUUAUGCUUCUCUGGUCAGAUAUUUACCAUCCUACUUUGCUUGUGCCCCCACUUUUCACACUAGAGGCAGAGCAAAUUUUGAACCAUAUUUCUGUGCCAAAUUUAAUAUAAGAACUAGCAGCCAAUUCUUGCUCUGAAUUUGUGUGUUUCUCAACAGCUAGAGGAUCAGUAGAAUGGCAGAGUUGAGCAAACGGGCCAGAAACUGUCCGUUCAGCUGUGUUAAAGUGUUUAGGAAGUUUCAAGGAGCACAUUGAGGUUUUGAGAAAAAAAUGACACUUAUCUGUUAGGCGUUUUGAUGGAAAACAAGUGAUCUCUUUCUGCCUGAAAUAGACGCUGCAGCCUGUUCUGUAGGUUUGUAUGCUAGUGAGAGACUGUCUGCCGUUUAUGUUUCUGAAUAUUAUAUUUGGUGUAGAAAGUAGGUUAUUUAAGUGUAUCACAGUAAACUUUGGCACUUAAGAAAGCUGGUUUCUGCUGAGAAAGAGCUUGAACUCUCCAGAUGUUUCCGCAAGGUAGUGGCAGUUGAUCUGAAGGCUCUGGUAGUUUCCUUGAUUUCUGAUGACACUCUCUCUGCUUGUUGGUUGUUGUUGUGAACUCAUUUGCAGUCUCCUUUUUUGCUUUAUUGUUCAUAGCAGAUUUUCUGUUAAUGUUCGGGGGGGGGGAAUAGUGAGUGUGGCUUUUCUCAUGUGGGAGAGGAUAGGGGAGAAAUAUUGAGUUGAUUCCACAGCAUUGCAGGUCUACCCGUCCCCACACGCUCAGCUGCACUGAAUAUGCCGCAGGAUUUUGCUUGCUUUCCGUUAAAAAAGGAAGGAGAGCCCAGUGAAGUUUUUAGAGGUUUCUACAGCUGCACUUAGAAAGCUUCAUAUAUGCCAAGAUAUCAGCAUCCCUAGGUGAGGCUGACUUGUCUUUCAAGUUGUGGCUGUGCCACAAACAGGGCUCUCCAUCCUGCACUCAGCUUUGAUGCGCAUCAGCAAGGGCUGGCCUGCCUUGCUUUUUUAAAAUAAUAACUUAGUGUUUGGUUUUUCAGCAAACCCUUCUCCCCCUGCCCUCCUUCAACUAUGUUAGUGUUAGGGUGUCUUUUGGCUAUCUAACAACUUUGGCAGGCACCUCCACCACCCACAUUUUGAGCAGUGCAUUCACCUGGCAGCAGAGUUUUACCUUCUGGGUUUUUGGUACCUGUCUGUCACUGUCCUGCAGCACAGCUUUGACCCUGAGAGUGUGUGUGUGUGUAUGUGUGUUGGGUUUUUUGUUUGAUUUCCCCUUGUGGGUUUCUUUUGCAUACAGUGUGACAGUUUUUGCCUUUUGUUGUGGUGUUUCUGACUCUCUGUGCCUUUCCUUUUUGUGUUUUUGUUUCUCCUGCUUCUCCUCAGUUUGCAGCGGGGCCUCGACCUGCCCAUCAUCAUCAGGUACAGUACCCUCCUUGCCCCUCUUCACUACGCCUCCCCUUUGCUGCCAACUGGUUGGGAGGAAAAUGUGCGGGGGGGGGGUGUUACUUGGCUGGCCCUCCACUAAUUCCGCAGGCCAUGUCCUGCACCUUGCUUUCUUAGAACCCCCCCCCUUUCUAAAGAGCCCCCUAACCCCAUGGCACAGUCAAGCUUCAGCUUCUAACGGUUACUAAUUCUGUUGCAUCAAUUAACAACCCCACUAACUGUGCUCCCUGGCUUUUGCUGCUGCCACAAAGCUUUCUGAUGGCUGUUGGUCUGGGAUCUUUGAUGUUUGCUUGGUCAGGGGUGUGCGUGCGUGUGUGUGUGUGCUUAGUUUGGUUAUCUAGUUCUCUUGGGCACCAGGGGAAAUGGGGUCAGAAUCCAAAAGACUUGCCCGGAGCAAUUGCCACAUUACAAUACUCCCAAGUACUUUCCAUUCUGAGGAUGGCAACAUUCCACCUGAAAUAAAAACACUAUGAACGUCUACCGCAGUCAGGAGACUGCUUGAUUUUCUUUACCAAAUAGAGCCAUGCUAAGUUGGAAACACGAGAAAAAUCUUGAAUAGUGAAAUCGGAUUCUGGGUUCAGGGGUUUUUCUCUGGUCUUGUGGGGCUGGCCCAGCCCACCUUCCAUGCCCCCUUCAAGGCAGCAUCUAGGGGAGGUGUUCAGCAUCUGAGGUUGACUGCUAUGGAUGGACCUAUGAGUCCGCCACAUUUCUACAACCCAUCCUUGGUCAGAAACAACUCAUGAGAAGGGGGUUGCACUGUUGUUUCAUCUGAGCCGAAGCAUAGUGGAGUGGUGAAAGUGUAGGUCUGUGUAGCCCAUCACACGAGUCACAUCAUAGGAGGGGUGUUCCUCCCCAUGUAGCCUUAAAUCAUCAGGGAAUAAGUUAAUUAUGAUGUGCUCAUCUUCUCUCUCCCCGCCCCCCCCCAAACAGACAGCCUGAGUUACUCUUGUGGCUGCUACUUGCUGUGUGGAGGGGUGUGGCUUUUAGAGGUGCUGUUUCUGGUUAAAAUGUUGUGGUUUCUUCAGUUCUACAUGCUGGAGAUGCCAGAUCCCAUAUUUUCUGUGGCUGUUAAAAGGGUCCAUAUCAGUGGGGGGCAGGGGAGUACUGGGCUUCCUGGCUGGUGCUGUAGAUUUUCAAAUAUCCUUUUACCAUCUUCAGUGCUGGACGCGGUUACAGUUAGGUUAGCUUAGCUUUAGAGACGGCUUUGAAAAGUGUUGUAACUUGCCGUAAACCUUUAUGGUGUCCCAUUGAUUAGAAACCCAACUCAAAAUAAUCAAGGGUUAGCUUGGAACCAGAGUUCAGCUUAACUUCACAUGUUACCAAAUGGGUGAUGAGGAGGCAACUGGAUUGAUGGAGAGUUGUGGAGAGCUUCUUGGUUAUCAGGUGCAACUUGAGGUUCCUUCCCUCUCUCCUGCUGCCACUGAAAAUGACAGGAACUCUGAUAGUCUAAUGCAGAGCACUCUCAGAGGCAUCAUUUCCUGCAGUUAUUGUGUCAUAAGAUGUUCAGGUCAGUGUGACUCAUGUGCUCGCGCCAUUAACUGGCAGCUCCUCCGGCCCAGCUGCUGUGACACUUGGUGAGGCUCAUUGAACUUGCCAACUGCUAUUUGAAGACCGAGGGGGCUGUGGGCACGUCUUCCUCCAGGAGGAGCGCUAUUCCUGGGGCCCUUCUUGCUUCUGCGCUCAUUCAAUUAGCGCAAAGUGUUUGCACAAAGAUGUGCAACACAAAGCUGUUGGAAGCAACUGUGAACUCCCCUGUGGGGAGGAGCAGCAAACCUUGUCAAGGAAAGGAGGGAGGGUGUGAAAACACUCUGCUUACCAGGAACUGAGGUUUGCCUUAGAGUGGGAGGGGUUUCUCCUUGGCAGCCUUUGACUCCUGCCUCAUUAGGGAAUCACAUUUUCUAUUUAAGAAAAUUUCUAUUUUAGUUCCCGCUGGGCAGAUGCUGUGAAUUCUGUCAGGCCUCUUAGUUUCGGGACUGCUGAGCAAGGAUUCUUGUGCCAGUCUUGUUUCUCCAGCAGGCUCGGUCCCUUCUACACACUUCUGGUGUGGUACACAGGUGGAACAAUCCCUGCCCUCCCCGAUUGGCUCUGUCACCUUCCAAAGGGCAGGGUUUCUUCUGAGCUCUUCAAGCUCCCAUUUCCACUUACUUUCUUUUUUCCUCUCUUUCUCUCUCCCACCCCCCUUCCUUAGAUAGUAUCUGAGGGUCCCAAGAUACCAUGUUAGAGAGUAAAGCAGUAGCAGGGGAGUAACCUUCCCACCACCCAGCCAAGAUGUUGUGCUCAAACUGCAGCUAGGUGCCUUGAGCCAGAUCCACCCCUCCUCUGAUCCUGGAAGAAAAUGAGCUAUUUGUUCACACACUCACUCUGCCCUCCAUUCAGGCAAACAAGAAGUGUGACUAGUGGUCAAGGACACAUUCCAGAAAGGCUAAAACAUUUGGGGUUCAAAGCAAGGGCUAGUGAUUGGUGCUGCCUAGAGUCCUGAGGGCCACCAGAUCGAGAAGCCUGGAGAGCUGUGUUCAGGCCCUGGGUCUGAGGCCCUCUAUCUCUUCCCUAAUGGAAGCAGUUUUGCUCAUCCUCUCAUUCAGAGGCUGCUCUGUCAGGCAGCUGAAACUGUUGGGCUUGGGAAGUUUGGUGUGUCUGGGCAUCCCACUGAUGACCACCAUCACAAAGCCUGCAUCUUAACAGCACCAGCCGUGAGGGCCAGGGACAAGCCAGUGGGCCUGCUGCAUAGGGUUGGCCUUGACUCUUUGUGUCCUGAUUUAGCACAAAGUGCUCCUCCAGUGGGAUUUGGAACAGGGGCAGGUAUUUUGAACUGUUUGGCAGAACGAUUAUAAAACAGAGAAAAGAACACCAAUUCAUCUCUGACUCUCUGCUGCAGCCAUGGCCUCCAUCAUCUUGUCUGGAACCCUGAAUUUCUUCACUAGUCUGUUAGUAUUGCAAGUUGCAGGAGUUGGGAUCUGGGAGGGGAGUAGCAGCUGCAGGAGUCUUGCAUGUUCCCCUUCCAGACCCUUUUCUGGUGCUGUUUUCAGAGCAGCAUUUUGGGAUUUCUUUCCAGCUCUUGAAGCUGGUCAGGUACUUCGUUGUGUUUGCUUGAUCAUCAAAGAGACUUUGGCUAGUUGAGUCCCUGAGCGGCUGCUGGACCUGGUCUGCUCUCUAAACAGGAAACAAAAUGCAAAGCUCCAAAGCAUCACUUUUCCUUCUCUCCGCCCCACAGGCUGUCUCAGCAGGUCGAAAGUGGUUCUUUUGAGGGGUGGCCCAGACAAUCUCCGAAUUCCUUACGAUCCCAUCUGUGCCAGUUUUACAUGCCUGGAGAGCUUUCCAGCUGAUGUAUUGUGCAGCCUUGAGAUUUCUCUGUAAGCAAGGCUGCUUUCCAAGGAGAGAGAACUGAGGCAGGCUUGUCCGAGGCCAGCCGGUACAUCCCUGGUGGCUGUGGUUUGACUUGACCCUGAGCUCAACCCCCUUGCACUGCUUAGAGCAGGACAAAAUUUGUCAGUGGCCUGCUGUGUGUCCUGGUUUCUGUGCAGAAGAUUGAAAGAGGAGGCCUCAUGGCCAUCUAAACCUGGAGUUGCCAGCCAGCAAGGCUGCUCUUGAUAGCCAGCAUAGCUGUCCGUCCCUGCCUGUAGCCGCAUCCCAGGGGUUGUCUUCUGCAUCUCUCCUCCUCCCUAUCCACCCUGGAGGUGGAUCUCUUCAGACAGGUGGCUCAUUCUGUCCUCUGCAGACAACCUGUGGCUGUGAGGCAGGGAGCCUUCCCUACCCUUCCCUUCCUGCUUGACCACUAAACUUGGGGCUGGUUUCUCUCAUCUUUUUUUGAGACCAUCAAGAGGAUUUUAGCAGGGUUCUGAUGAUCAUUGGGCUGUUUCUGUUGGAGAGGAGAAGGGACCCCCAGGAAAGGGUAGUUGUCGAUAGGGCAACUUUUCCCAACCAUUUUCUUUCCACUGAAGCUUUAGUCCCUUGUUGUGUUUUGAGGAAAGCUAAUGUCAGUGAAACAAAUACUAAUUUUAGAAAGCCCUAGACUGUUGCAUGAUGGUGACUCGGGCCAUGAAGGAGUCCUCGAUGCCUACUGGAGGGGCUAGGCAGAAGGAGGGCCUUAGGUUGCAUGCUGGAACCCCACCCACCCCUCCUGUUGUUGACCUGUCAGCUGUUCCAUUGGCUUUCUUUCUAUUUCCUGCUGCUUUCUUGCUUCGUUGUUGAAGGGAGGAUUCAGACCCAUCCAGGUAACUUUCACUACUGGUUCUGCAUGGCCUCACUGCCUCUCGAUCACAUGCGCCAUUAGCGGCCAGGUGUCUUAGUGCCUGACGCAUCAUUUCGCACAUUGAAUGUUGAGCGUUGGGAGAUGUCGUCGUCACACGUCCCUAGUCCUCUGGUUGACAUUUGUAUGGUCAGAGAAGUUAAAUUUAGAUCCAGGAAGGGGUUGCCGUCUACUUAGAUCAUGCCCGGAGUGAUGAAGAAGCUUCCCCAGUUUCAGGCAGGUCAAGGAAGGUAAGUGUGUGGUUGGCCUAGGACUGAACGCCAGGUCAGGUGUCAGGUUCCUCUUGGCAUCCCCUUUAGAGAAGUGGCCUUAUACAGUCCAUCUCCAAAUGACACCCAUCACCAUUCCUGCCCUGCCCCCUCACUUCCAGGGCAGGACUCGUUAGAUGCAAAGACUAUCCUGGUCAGACUCAUCACUUUUCUCGGCCCACCUGCGUUGCACGUGGGGCAAGUGGGCUUCCGAGGCAGAAGACCCUUGGCCAGAGAGGGCCAGCUAGUUGUUGAUCAGGUGCAUGGCGAAAGCACCAUGAGUGCGGCGCACUGCUCUUCCAGGAGAUGGCCGGCUAAAAUAUGGGGCUCCUUGCUUCCCUCCUCCAGUUUUUCCAGAGGCCUCAAAUCCAGCCUCCCAGAGCAACGAUCCAGAAUAGCAGCCCUUCCAUCCGUCCUGGUGCACAGACGCCAACCGCUGUCUAUCAGACCAAUCAGCACAUCAUGAUGGUGAACCACCUUCCUAUGCCGUAUCCAAUGCCUCAGGGCCCCCAGUACUGUAUACCACAGGUAAGGUCACAGCACCCUUAAAAUGAUACAGUUGACUUGCAUGUUAACCUGCACAAUCACAGCUUCACAGGCUUGGCACCCAGCCAGUUAACAGGGCACAAAUUAAACCUGCGCAAGGUGAAGAACUCAUUAAGCCUGUGUGAGAGCUUCCCAGUCCCUGGUAAGCAAGUGAGAGAGCUUAAAAGCUCUCUGCCUUGCAUGGGGAGGGCAAGACCCACACAAUGCACUGGCAUUUCAGCAAGGUAGCGAUGCUCAUGCCAGGGUGUUUCCAGGGUUGUUUUGACUAUAAGCAAUUUUGGUUUUAUGUGACAUCCCCAGAAAGGAACCGCGGCGCAAGUUGCGAGUUGACUGUAAAGUUUUGCCAUUAAUGGCAGGUAGGGCAAGUCAGGGAGGGAGGCAUGUAAGUGCUCCUGUUCUUUAAUUCGGCUGGUGGUGACGAUGUAUCUGCAGCUGCCUGCAGGUUGUGUUCAAUGUCAGCCCUCCUGUGACUCAGCUGGGUGCAAGUUAAAUCCACAGCACAGGUGUGCUUCCGUUUCCCUCCUUCCCCUGAGUUUUCAGUCCUUGGGUGGAAAAGGGGAAUCGGGGCAGGUCUGGGAGGAAUCUCUGGCACUUGGUAUGCAGGCACCUGCCUUACCCAGGCCAUUGGCCCACCUAGCUCAGUAUUGUCUACACUGACUGGCAGCAAUGGCCCCUAAGGUUUCAGGAGAAGGGGUCUUUUCCCAGCCCUAUGUGAAGAUGCUGCCAGGGAUCAAACCUGGGGGCCUUCUGCAUGCCAAGCAGGGGCUCUGCCACUUUGCUGAGACCCUUCCCCUGGAAUUUUGGAAUCUUCAAUAUAUUUGUUUAUUUAUUGCUUUUUUAGCUCCCAGCAUUCCUCAAAGGUGUUCAGAGCAGCAUCGCAUGGGACUGUAUCCAGCUAAGUUUUACUCAGAGUAGACCCAUCAAAAUGAACACACCUAGGUUAACCAAGUCUGUUGAUUCCAAUGGAUCUCCUCUGAGCAGGCCUACUGUUGGAUACAACCCAUGAUGUUCAGUCUCCCCCUUUUUAAGUCUUCACAACAACCCUGUGAGGUAGGUGGCUGCGCCCUUUGUAUUGCCCUCCACUGCUGCAUCUUUUCCCUCUUUGCUCUGCCUGGUGUGGGAAGAGAGGCCAGUAAGUAGUCUGGAAUUGUAUUGAUUGUGGACUUAGUCCCUGCUGCCAAGGGACCAGCAGGUCAGGAAGUGGGCGACAAACUGCCCAGCACUUGCCAUGAGGCCAAGAGUUGGCAUUUGCAGGGCCGAGUGGGGAACUGCAUUAAUGGCAUCAUUAAUAAGUUAGCAGGAUAGCUUUUCCUGCUCAUAAAGCGCCGUGCGCCAUUUUCUGAGCCUCUUGUGCCAUUUCUGUUUCAGUAUCGUCAUAGCGGCCCUCCGUAUGUGGGCCCCCCACAACAAUAUCCCGUUCAGCCGCCAGGGCCUGGACCAUUUUAUCCAGGACCGGGACCCGGAGAGUUCCCCAACGCCUAUGGUAAGAAGAGGUUUCCUUUGAAGGGGGAUGGGUAGCAGAGCAAGGGCCAUUUGAUAUGGUCCUUUCACCCUGUAGACUGACCUUUAUGCAAACCAGGCUUCCUGUGUUCGUAUUCCACACCUUCAGCACUGUAGCAUUCCCAUUUUGGCUUCUCUGUGUUAAAAUGAAUAUACAGUAGGCCUGCAGGUUACAUUCCAGGGGUUCACAUGCAAAUGCAAAAUCAUGCAAAGCCAGGAAAAACCCCAGAAUCACCCCCGUUUAACUGUCCCUGUCUUACUGGACUCUGGGAAGGUCAUGCGAGGCCUCUGGAAGAGGCGGGGGAGCUUCUGUGAGAUCUUGCUGGAGUCUCACACAGUCUUCCAGAGGUGUUGCGCAGCCUUCCCAGAGCCUUCACCUUGCUUAUCAAGAUCUGGGAAGGUUGCAUGAGAUCUUGUAUGAGCCCUUAUGGCUGCCUGCCCCCUCCAGUUCGUUUAUUUUCCUGCCAUCUGCACAAAGCUGCAGUUGUGCAAAUAAAUCACAUGUAAGUUGCAGGUCUAAAUUGUGACUUGAGUAGAUUUUCCUCUUUAAUUUUGAUGAAUGAAUUCUGUCACUUUGGCUGCAUUGCCUUAUUGGUGCGCUCUGGUCAUCCUGGGGCAGAGGGGGCAGGAAGAGAGUUAGGCAAGGACAACCAAAGCACUUAACUGCUGGAGAGCUUGCUUGGAGAUAUUCCUUUGGCACCUGAGGUCAGAGCCAGCCUUGCCAUCAGAAGGCGUAAAAUGGUGUUUUAAAAAAAGAGGUAUGGGAGUGGAUUGGGGGCUGAAAAUCUCUGGAAGCUGGAGUCUGCCCAGCUUUCUUGUGAAAUUGGGGCAUGUUCACCACUUUGCUUAGAACCUUUGGCAAAUAGGAGACUCUGAGGUCUUUACUUUCUUAGGAGUAGAGGGUGCACUUUGCUUUAUUGGCUCUGGCGGCAAUUUUGUGUGUGUGUGGGCGCGCGCGCGUGUGUGUGCAUGCAUGCAGAGGUUGAGGAGGUGGCUUUGUUCCUCCAGGAAAGAAACUGAGCCUGUCAUGUCAUUGGCCCAUUCCUAUGGAACUCUUUGCCACUGGAGAUUCAGCGGGCGCCUUCUGUGCCAACUUUUAAAUGCCUACUGAAAACUCUUCUGUUCCACUAAGCCUGUGCAGGCAGUUAAUAGUACAUCCUUCCACAGUGGUCUAAUAAUGCUUGUUUUUAUUUUUUUUAUGGUUUUACUGUAUGGCUUUUCAUUGUAGUAAGCUGCUGUGAUAUACACACACAUAUGCAAGCCUGGGGGGGGGGGCGCGCAUUCCCAAGCAGAGGGAGCAAGUGGCCCCUCAUUUCCCUGACCUUGAAAGAGGAAAACUAGGAGUCACACUUUGAGGUAGCUCGUCCUGGGUGAAGGGACGUGGCUUUGAGCGCUUUGCCACAGGCAGGCAGCCAAAGGAGUGCGCCUAAGAUUUUCCUUGUCCCCCUUUACCCACCGCAGGGGCACCUUUCUACCCAACUCCCCCGGUGUAUCAGUCCACACCCAUCAUAGUGCCUACGCAGCAGCAGCAGCAGCCAAUCCCACCAGCCAAGCGGGAGAAGAAAACGGUAAGAGAGCUCUGCAGCUGAACGCUGAGCCCUGUGGGUUGAAGGGAGACGCUGGAAACUGGGGAGGUUGACACUCCCCUCACCAUGGGAGGAGUCUCUCUCACAGGUGUUCUGUUUAAAGCCUUUGUUGUUAUUUACUCACCUUCCUCCUAUGUGUUUUAAGGUGAUAUAUGCAAUAUAAUCAAAACAGUUUAAAAUAGCAGCAAACGAAUGGGAAAACCCUAAAAAGAAACACCCAUUGUGGAGACCUCAGCCACUUAGAAAGCUUUUCAGAACAAAAAUACCUCUUGGCAACACCUUAGUGGGCGUUAUAAUGGGGGUACCUUUGGGGGUGGGGGUGUAACAUUAUAAAAGGGGCACCUCUUGGGGUGGGGUUUCCUUCCACCAUGUGCUGCUGUGGCCCUUGGUGCGGCCCUCUGAACUGUGAGUUGCGAGUGUCAUGCUCCCCUCACAGCAUGAGGCUGGACCCCCAGCCAAGCCACUUUUUGGGGGAGGUGAUUUGAGCGGGUGCUUCGUUCCAUCCUUUCCAGAUCCGCAUCCGAGAUCCCAACCAAGGGGGCAAAGACAUAACGGAAGAGAUCAUGUCUGGUGGAGGAAGCCGCAACCCCACACCUCCCACGGUCAGGCCCUCGUCCACGCCCACCCCACCCCAGGUAACUGCGUGGGGACGGACACAUGGUGGUAGGAGGCUGGCACUCAUUCUCUGCCGUAGCCUCCUUGCGCAGCGUCUGUAUCCCGGUGGCGCUUCUUGCCCUCACCCUCUCCUUCUCAUCAGCUGCAAGGCAAAGCCAGUCGUCCUUGGAAAACUUCUUGCCAGAGAUGAGCCAGCUUCUGAGGGCAAGGAAAGUUGGAGAAGGACCUUGGCUGCUUCAGGCGGGAGGGUCUCCAGGACUUGGGUUGUGGAACAUGCCCCAAUUGUAGCUCCUCUCGGUUUAUUGUUAUUCAACACUUGAUUUUUUUUUAACAAAGUGCUUUGAAAGGCUUUCAGUUGAAUUGUGGCAACCUUUAAAUAGUUGGGUAGGGGAGAGGCAUGCUUUCCCCCCCAAUUCCAUGGCAUGGGGGGUGUCCAGAUAACUGGUUGUGCCUUCUCCCUUCUCGCUGCUGUGAAUAGUAAUUUGUCUUUCUCCUCCUGCUGCUUUUCUCCCUCCCUCCCCAUGCGCUUUUUUUUUUUUUAUGACCGUAUAUCUUAUUUCUUCCUUUUCUUGAUUUUUUUUCCUUUCCAACCCAACUGGGUUUUCUGCCCCUCUUGCUCGCUUGUGUUCCAUGUUGCUAGUUUUUAUGUUCGCAUGCUCAUUAUCACCCUUUUUUGUACUUCAAAUCCCAGCAGCUGCCCAGCCAGGUCCCCGAGCACAGCCCUGUGGCGUUCGGGGCCAUGGAGAGCUCUCACCUCGCUGCCAGCACCCCCAUCGCUGUGACAAGCGACCUGAAGCAAGGUGGGUGGACGGAUCUCUUUGUCCCAGUUUUGAGAAGUGCUCUCCCUCUCUCUGUGAGGAGCCUCGAGAGCUGGUGAAUCUGUGAGCCUGAACACUGAAUCAUUUCUGACCUUGUGGAAAGCACCGCGUUUCAGCUUCCCAUCUGCAAGUUGGUGGUGAUGAUAACAUUGACCCACCUUGCUGGUUUCUGUAGCGCUUUCACAAGCAGCCUGUUGGGCAAAAACACAUGAAGUUAACAAGUUUUCUGAAUUUUGGCCAAGGCAGACUAGGGGGGAAAUGUGUCAUCGGUGUCAAUCACCGAUAGGAGCACAACAUCUGGAAGGCACCAGGUUGGCAAAGGCAGUCUCAAGCUAGUGCUUAAAUGAGCUGUAAAUUCUUUGUGACAAGGAAGCCCCUUCUUUGGCACCCUAGAGCCAUCAGUUACCCCCCGCAGCUUGACUGCUGGCCCGUUGGGCAGCUCCUUUCACACUUGCUCCCCACUGAAUGCUCAAUAGAACCAAGUGCUUCUUUGCUGCCAACACCUCCGCAGGGGUGGUUGACAUAGGUGGCUGCAGCAGCGAGCGGUUGUGGUCACAGUUCUGGCCAGUUCUGUUGUGACCCAGCACAGCCACUCUGAACCUGGAAGGAGGGCAGCAACUGCCAGCUUGGAGGGGCUGCCCAGUUGCUGCUCUGCUGAGUGCUUAGAGGGACCCAGCUGCACUCCUUAGGGUUCUCCAUUGGGGAGGGAGGCAGGUGUAGCUGAGGUUGUUGGUAUUCUGUGGGGUGGCUGAUGGAGAAGACAUUGGGGGAAUGAUACAUUUUAGGGGCAUUGUUGGCAGGGUUCUGAGUCACUGCAGCUGCUAUGACUCUCUUGGCCAAGUAGGAAGGAGUCUGGUUUGGGGGGGGGGAUGUUUGUAGGACUGCCUGGGCUGACAGGCAUUCAUGGUUGUUGCUCUUAAUUUAAUAAUGAUGGUGUUAAUUUAAUAUUCGUUUCGCUGUUUAUAAUUAUGCAUGGGUGGGCUGUCGCUUGUUCUCUUUCUGGUUGUUAUAAAAACAUUGCAACAGUAAAUGCUCUUAAAAUACACGUCUUUACUUCUGUUUUUGCAAUAUAACUUAGAAUAUAUCUAAGAGCCUUGUUGAGACUUGAUGUAUCCAUGAAACAGUCUGUGCUUGUAGAUGUCAAGAUUAGAAAUUAAACCUGGUCUUUGAACACCUUGCACAUUUCUUGAGUCCCCCCAGCUGUACAAUGGGGCUUUGGGUUGUAACUCCUUCUGGCAUAUGCAGGGUCACCUUGGGGUAAGACUCUGGGCAGGGGGUGGAGCAGGUAACGGUGACUGGGCAAUUUUUAGUCUUUAUUUCUUAAAUACAUAACCCAUCUGGUGCCCCAGGCAGUUAAAAUUGGAUAAUAAUAAUAAUAAUGGCAAUAAACAAGGCAGGUAAAAUCACUUCUAUAGAAUUAAUUAAAUACCACUGGCACUAGAAUAAAUUUAAACAAUUUAUAGGUACUGGGGUCAAACACCUGUCAGGAUAAAAAUGCACAGGUGCAUCUCACAUUACGUCGGGGUUAUGAUCCUGGCUGUCACGUGCAAAGGCAAAAGCAUGUAAAACUAGAACAGCCUCUGGAAUGGUCCUGCAAGACCAUCCCUACCUGUCCAAAGGCAGUGCUGAGCAGGCCUUGCCCCUGCCCCUCCAUGUAAGACACCUCAUCAUUCUCACUAAGCUGUAUAAAGGUCUCGCAAGGGUGCUCAUGAGAUCUUGGACAAGGCUUCCAGGGGUUUUUUCUUGCUCUUCUGGCCCUUUUUAUUUUUAAAAAAAUUCAGUGAUCCAUGUAAGGUAUGAUCAAGAAAGUGAAAUCAGCCUAAGGUGCGAUCUACCUGUAUUUUCUUGCUGGCAGAAGGGAUUAUAUAGACUCCCCUUGAUAUGGGAGCUCUAGACAUUGGGAGCAGACGCUGAAGGGGCUCCCCAAUUAGGAGCCCACCAAAUGUCCUUUGGGUGUUCACAGGACAAAAAGAAGAGCCCCUCUGGAAAAUCUUGACGUCCAGACCUCAUGUGAGAGACUGUAGUUACUGGGAGUGAGCCACAUUCUGCUUUAUGUCUGGCCAAAGGCAAAAAAUAAAAAAAUGAAGAUGUUGCAUUCAGUCAGUUCAUGAUAGCUGAUCUGAAAGUCAGAGGCUGGCUGCAAAAGCUUUGAGAAAAUGGCAGCCAGAAGAUUUCUCAGCCUUGCGACUCCCACAAAACUAGUCCUCUUCUUUCCUAGUGGUGCUUCAGUGCCCUUGAACCAAUCCCCUCAGUUGCUGCCAUUGUCUUUGGUGACCCUAUAGCAGAGGUGGCCUUCCAGUGUUCAGUCCCUUAUUUACUGACUUGUGCAAGACAGUUGGGUUUCAGAUAUUAGUGGCAAAACCUUUUUUGUAAAUAGCGACUGGCCCUCUUGACUGUGAGUUUAGAAAGGCACCAAGAGUCCAAAGGGGGAAGUUCAGUUGGUCCCUUGACAGUAGUGACAGGAGACACCAGGCUCAGCCUAGCUUGUGGGGGUUGGGGGCGAUGCAUGCGCUCCACUCGUUGCAUUGGCUGCUGAAUUGGGCUUGCAUCCCAAGAUUCCCAUUGUACAUCUUGCAUCUCCACCCCUCAUGCACAUAACAAGACUCUUUAGGGUAAAAAACGAAUGCUGUGGGGCGGAGGGAGCUCCAACAUAGUUCUCAGGACUUGAGACAUUGUCUUUUGAUUUAUCCUGUAAAUGCACAUCCAUGUUGUUAAUCAGCGUCUUCGAAGCAACCUUGGCAAAGAAAUCCACAAAAGGGCCCGUAGUUCACUUUUUUCACAGCUACACUGCUUGCGCAUGGGAGCCCUUUGUGGCUCCAAAAAGUCCCCUCCUCUGUGAGGAGGUGGUUCUUAGUGCCAAGGCAAGUGGCCCUUGAAGCCAAACUGCCCUAUUAGGAACCACCAAAGAGAACAGCUAGGGUUUGGGGGCUCAGACUCCUUUUGUAUUGCCGAAUGGGUGGCAAGCAAACUUGACAGAAAAGAGCAGCACAUUGCUUGCUUAAUCCCCAUUUCUUCCUUCAGUAACCUCUGGGCUGAGAAUUGAGGACUCUGGGCAGGGAGGUGUGGGGGGGUUUCUGCAGUUCCUCUUGGAAAGUGGGAGUGCGUAGAUAAUUGAUGCAAAUUCAUUCUGAUCUGACGAGUUAAAUGGCCCUUUCUAACUCUUCCAUUUUUUCCCCCCAGAAGAGAAGCCUAAAGCAGAUCCAGUAUUAAAAUCUCCUUCCCCUGCCCUCAGACCAGAGCCUAGUGGAGAGAGGAAAGAUCAAAUGGGCCUGACAGCAGAGACCCCGACCACCUCCUCCUCCGAGACCUCAACAGAGCUUCCUCUCACGGCUUUGCCCUCCCCUGCGGUGGUCAUUGCUGCCGCCACCACUCCUCUGCCUCCUAAAUCAACGUUUGCACCAGACUCAGAGGAUGGAUGUGAACUUGCUUCCUCAAAACAGGAAGCCGCACCUCUUCACAGUGCUGCGCCCUGCAUGGAAGUGCCCGUCUGCCCCCCAACAGAUGACGCCAGCGCGGAUAUAGGCAGGGAGCCCCCUAGAAUAGUCCCCAACGACCUCCAAGUGACUGCUAGUACUAAUCUAAUUACUGAACUGAACGGAGUUAGUGAAAGGGUCACAGUGACUGAUGGCAUCUUGGAACCAGAUCAACCAGAGGCAGCUGGACCCUUGGCUGUGGAUCUGGAGAGCCCAGAGGCACCUCUGGACGAGGCAGAAAGUGUGCCACUUCCAGCUUCCGUCGCUCUUCCUGCUGUUCCGUCUCUGCCUCCAUCUCCUCCUCCCAGCCCUCCUCCCGUUUCUGCCGCUGCUACUGUUAGAGCGACGAGCCCUCUUCCUCCGCCACCAUCUGCUUCUCCUCUCCCACUACCUGGUGCCCUCCCUGCCCUUCAGGGGGAUUUAGAAGGAGAGGAGGCCACAAGAACUACCCUUGGCGAAGACACCCAGGAAAAUCUGGAGAAAGAAGAGGUGGAGGUAGACGGACAACCGGAGGACAAUGCAGACUCUCAGGGCUUGAAUUCAAAGAAGGGCCCCGGAGCAGGUGAGUAUCCUCACAGGGGGUCACAAUGGUCUCUCCCAACUCCUUAAAAGUCUGUGGUACAGUUUAUUCAGAGCCUGGACAGCUUUGCGGGGUUGCGGGGGGGGGGGGGAGGGAGGUUGGCUGCACAGGGGAAAUAGGAUCAGUUGCCUCAACUCCAUGUGUGAGUGUGUGCUUUCUCCUGUUUGGUUGCAACUUGGAAAAGGAUCUAGAGAUGUGUAUUUCAGAGGGCAGCUAAGUAGGCCCAGAGGAGGCCGGGUGGGUGGGAAAUUUGCCCAGUUCCUUAGAUUUUUUUCAAAUCCUGAAGGGGAGACAGGGACUGAUGGGGACAGGGUAGGCUUGUUUCCUUCCCCACAAUGAACAGGGCUUCUAUGGUAUGAUGAGCAAAAGCGAGAAACAGCCUGUGAAAGUGGUUUGUUUUUAUGCUUCCUGCUUUAUCUAGCAGAAAGCAGGCAGAACAACCAUUUAGGGAGAGCUGCAUUGGUGGGUGGGUGGCAGACUUGGGAUGGUUCAAAUGCUUGGCAUUUUGCUGCUUCUCUCUCUCUCUCGUAAAAAAAUAAUUCACAAAACCCACCUUCUUUUCUGGCUCAGAAUCACUUCCCAUAUUACUCAUUUUUAAGUUAUUUUUAUCCUACAUCUUUAGGAUUGGGCUUUUUACCUUUGCACUGUUCCCUUUCCUUUUACAUAAAAAGAAACCCAAGCAGUCCCCCAAGUUGCUCCCAAAUGAUUUGUGAGAUUACUUGCCAACACCUCUUUAAUGUUAAAAGUUUCACUGUGUCUCUGAGAAAUAUGUAUGGUAUUUGAAUUGCAUUUCUUAUCAAAGAGAUCAUCGCCCAAGUUUGAGGUAGUUUUCUUUUAAUUUUCUCUAGUUGCACAGCUUUGCCAAAAUAAUUUCUCUUUUCCUUCCUUCUUCCGCCCCAUAGAAGCCAAUUAUGGGAUGUUGGUGGCUUGUGAGGAUUUGAGGAAAGUCAGCCAGCAGCAGCAGCAGCAUAUGGGGUGUGGAGUUUAGAUGGGAACUAGGAAAAGCCCCUCUUUUUUUCUUGUGUCAGUGUAGCACCUGCUUCUUCCUGCUUCUCACCAAUAUUUUGUGUGAGUUGGAAGCUGCCUCUCCAGGGUGCUGGGGUGCCUUAGAAGGUGUGCUUGGAUUGUUGUCCUUUCAGACUUGGGCCCUUCACAAGCACGUCUCUUAAUCACUCUCUUGAUCUGGGGAAGAUUGCAAAGCUUUCCCUCUCAUCUGUGUUGCAGCUCCCUGUGUGGGCAUGCGCUGAAGUGGUGGAAAGUAGGGAAGCCAGCUUCUGUAGUGCUGCAAAGGACUUGGUUUGGCAGUGGAGCCUCCUUGCCAGCAGAGAUGCUGACAGCACCAGGACAUGACUUGGGGGUCUCUGAAAUGGCUCUUCGCACCCAACUGCCAUUGUCUGAAUGCUGAUGCCAUUCCUUCCUCCUCUGCAAACAUGGGGGCUGCUGCCACCACAGACGGAAGUAGAUGGUAGCUCCUCCCCCCUCUCACCCAGUGCCAUGGGGUGCCUCAUGUGGGCAUGGCCUGGACUUGCACACACCCCUCCCAGGGUUCCUCCUGAGCCUUGCCUGACAGGGCAGUAUGUCAUAGUCUUCUGCCAUCGCAUUAUGACAUGGCAACAGGGCUAUGCUCCGGUCAAGCCUUAAGUUUCAUCCCUCGGACCUCCCUGCGAUCCUUUCGUCCUUGGUCAUUGGUGGCCAGUGCUAGUGGAAAGGGAGGCCGUGGGCUGCUUUGUGGGGUAGCCACAGAAUUUGCAGUUCCUGUCCUGGUGGGAGAAUCCCAGGUAUGUGCUUAAGACAGUUCACCACUAGCAUUUCUAAGCAGUGGCGUUUGUCUUCUGGGCAUCUCCCUAGGUGGGAGGAAGCACUGGGUUCAUUACUGAACUCUGCAGUUAACUUGAAGGGGACUCUGGGGGGAGUGGGGAGAGAGAAAUCACUUAAGAGGGCAUUAUGGCCAUCAAUUGUUAAAAAGAGAAGCAUCUGGGAAUGUUUUAAUAACCGUGACUCCAGGCGUAUGAAUGGCUGUUCUGCAGUUCUAAUGACUUCUACUUAGGCUGGCUCUGAAUUGCUAAAGUCCAGAAUAUCUUGGGUUGGUCUGUCAGGUGCAGCUGAGAAGCAUCGCAUCCUGUGUUGCUUUAUUAGUCCUCAUUGCCUUUAUUUACGGGCGUUCAAAGAAGCCGCCGCACAAGGAGGCUCCUCUCCACUAUCCUCUGUUUCUAUCAUGCUUAAAUAUUGCAAUUAGAAGGAAGGAGGGAGGUUUAGGGUAAUUAAGCCUAUUACAAUUUAAUGCACAGACGGGGGGUAACUUUUGCUUUGUGGCUUGUUUUGAGGAGUAGGUGAAAAGUUGCCUGUUGCACAGUUAUGCAGGUCAUUUGUGUGUCCACCAGUAACUAGUUUCUGUGGAAAGCCCUGACCAUUUUCUGAACUGGGGGAAGUGAGUUUGAGCCCAUUGUGGCUGCAGCAGGGCAGGGUGUGGGGAGCACAUUUCGCACCAGCCUCCAGAGGUAGUAGGUGGUGAGCUCUUUGUAGAUAGUUUUUUUUUUUCUACUGAGAUGGGCCUGACUGAUUUCACCAGCUGAAAUGCUGCACUCAUUCCUGGAAGGAUAAGACCACCAAUAGGACACAGUGGCUAUGUGCUUCCUUCCAGAUCAGAGGCCUCUUGCUUCUGAAUACCAGUGGGUAGAACAGGCCACCAAAAAUCUCUGUGGUUUUCUGCGAGUAGACCAGGAACCCCCAUGCAUUUCAGUCGGUAGACCUGGCUUCUGAGAAUCCCCAUCCUCACUAAAUAGCAAUCGCUGGGGAAGAACAGCAGGACUGAGGGUUAAGUUCUUUUCCUUGGGUCAAAGCUGGCCAGGCUCUUUGUCCCCUCGUGCUUUGUCACAGCUCUCUGGGUCCACCGUCUCUUCCAAGCUGAUGCUGUUAACAAGCUGCUAACCCUUUGGCACAUUUUAAGGUGCUUAGACCUAUUUCUGCUCUUGUUGGCAACAGAAACAAUAUUAAGCAAAGAAGAAUCUGCACUCAUGGUUCUCCAAAGCCACCUCUCUAUAUAGGCCCUGUUGGUGUUUGCCCUCUGGUGUUGGAGGUGUAGAACUGCACUGUGGCUGUGUUUUGACUUGGUGUGGGUGUGCAUGAGAGAAAGAGAUAAUUGGGAUGGGGGAAUCUGAUCUUGCAGGUUGGAAGCACAAUGAAUCAUCUUUUCAAGGGGCAUUUAACAUUACACUGCAAAAAUCAGUUGCUCUCAGUGUUUCAUUUACAAAGUCUCAGCCAAGAGUCAUACAAGAGGACUUACAUAGGCCGCUUUGUGUCCCCACUGCACCCCACAGCUGCCUAUUGCUGUGUCUUGCCUUGGACCAAGGAAGAGGCAACAGGGCCAGGGCCAGGGCCACGCUUCCGUAAAUUGUCAGGAAGUCAGAGGAACUUCAGUGAGGGGCAGAAGUGUCACCUCUUGGUUAAUUUGCACCUCUAGAAUCUCUUGAAUUGUUUUCCUAAUGUCAGCUGUCAAUGUGACCCCUUUCCCCUUGUCUUCAGGUUGUUUCUGUGAGGCUGAGGCAAGUUUCUCCCCUCCCCAUAGUUUUAAGUUUACUGGAAAAAGGGAGCCCGUGCUCAAGGCUGUUCUGUUCCAAGCAGGCUCCGGAUUUGACAAAUAACCUGUCCAACUUUAUCUUGUAGCCCAAACAGCUGCAACUGCACCAAAGAUGUGGAACAAACCAAAAGAGCGGAGCCAGGCCGCCGAGGAGGGGGUGGAGGCCGAACCCGAGGUAAGGCGGGCAGGAGGGCGGAGAGGUGGGGUGCUCAGGAGCCAUCGUGCUGCCAAGUUUCAAGGGAUUCUCUGGCCCUAGAGGUGAACCUACUAAGCCAGGGGCCCCAGAAGUUUGCCUAGUUUCUGAUUUUGAGUGACUGCCCUUGUAGAGAGGGAUAAGUUGAGGAAAAUGUUAAGAGUGCGACAACCUUCAUCAGACUCCUCUCCAGACUCCCAUUAGCCAGCUAGGACUGGCAGUCCAGGAAAUCCAGAAGGCACCAGGUUGGCAGAGGCUGCAGUAUUGUUUGCUAGUGGAGCUUUUAAUCAGUUCUGAUGGGGAAGUGUUGAUUUGGUGGGGGGGGGGUGUCAAUUGAAAAACAAAAUCAUUUUAAAAAAAUCAUUUGGGCUGUUCUGGACGCUUUACAGCAACAGAGCAGUGUCAGUACUUUGGAAACUAUUCCAAAAUGAUAGAAACUGGAGAAUGCCUGGUGUGUUUUUUCAAAAAAAAAUCCAUAAUCUCUGUUUGGCCAGUAUUUCCCUUUUUCAGACUGAGAGCCUUUCUCCCUCAUGGGCAGCCUUCCAAGGGCCAGUGGAGGGCAGGGCCAGGGGCAUAAAAAAGAAGGCAGGGCAGUAGAUGCAACUCCCACCCUUUGUACAGUCAUGCAGGGUUCUACAUGCCACUCUAUCUAGGCAAGUGAGAAGUAUUCUCACAGCUCCAACCAGGUGUGCAGCAGCAGAGCUAAGGAAAGGGGCAUUUCCUUGGAAGAGUCCCAAGGACCAGUGAGAGGAGUCUGGAGGGCCACAUGCGACUUCCAGUCCUUAGAUUAGAGGCAGUGGAGCUUUGUCUGUUGAGUGCUUGGCGGAGAGUAGGGCGCUGAUUUGGGGCUUGCUUGUUGUUUCAGCCUAAAGCAGAAGUGGAACCUGGAGGUGACAGGAUACUUGAAUCUGAACAAGAGGCAAUGAGCCAGAAGACUUGCCCUAGGAGGGACUCCCACUCUGACCUUAAGGUAGCGAAAGCUGCGGAGGAGAAUGGUGAGCAGGAAGGGGAGCCCAUUCGCAACGGUGCUGAGAACAUCUCCGAGGGGGAAGGAGGUGAGGGGAAUUCAGGCUGCGCAGAGAGUCCCAGUGAAACCCCGGCCUGCCAGUAUAAGCCAGGUAAGUCCCAGUCACCAUCUGCUCAUCUUACCCUAGAAGUUGUGGCAUCCUCAGCAGUGUUGCCUUUCCGUGGCAUGGGCUGUUACUCCUCUGCCUCUUUGGGGGAAACAGCAUUUCUCUUAGCAAAGGGGUAAGAGAAAGCAAUGGGAAAGGGGCCCUAGUUACCUGCUUUGCAUGCAGAAGGCCCCAGCUUCAGCCCUCGGCAGCAUCUCCAGGGCAAGAAGAACUGCUGACAGUCAGUGUAGAUGAUACUGAGCUAGAUCAACAGAGUAAGGCAGCUUGCUUUGUUCCUGUGUAACCAGGAAAAUGUUGAGCAAGCUGACAGAGAGAGAGAGGGGGAGAGAGAGAGAGAGGGAGGGAGCCUUCCUAGGAGAGGGCUUGGUGUGGUGUAAGAUGCAGCUUCUGGACUAAGAGGGUGAUUCUUUGAUUCAAAUCUCCAGGCCACCUCCGGAGUUUAAGGGCUGCUUCAUGCAGUUGGCAGGCAUUGUACACAUGAGCCGGAAAUGGACAGUUGGCUAUGACUUGCCAGUAUUUUGAAAGAAGUAGCUGGCUGCAGGUGGAGUGAGCCCCUUGUGAGGUGGCUUCUGGAGAAGAAGGCAUCACGCCAUGUCAAUGCUUUUCCUGCCUGGAAACCUGCCUUUGCUGCUUGGUUCCCUGAGAUUCUGACUCUGAAUCUGUGUGGAUUCAGCAGGGCACGUGGUGGAGCCCACGCUGGCACCUCCAGGGCCCUAGCUGGCAGCCGUCACUGCACUUACGCCUCCCGACUCCCUUCCAGGCCUUUUAAUUUUUCAUGUGGUGCCAGAGCUCUCGUUUCCAGGAUGUCAAACUUGUGGCUCCAGAUGUUUGCCUCCCUUUAAAGAGCACUUCAUUGGUGGUUAAUUCCUGAAAAUGACCCUUUGAAAGACUGAAACAUAUAAAUUCUUUAUAGAAUAUCUGCUGGGCCUAGACUACCGUCUUCUCUACAAAUCUCUGCUGCGUUGCCCCUCUGUGUGAUAAAAGUGACCACCUGUAGCUCUUUGGGCAACCUAUGCUCCCUGAGCCUCCAGGUGCAUCUGCACAGAGCAGAGUGCACAACUGUCCCUCUGCUGCAUGCUCUGCUGCUGCUUGUACUGUGCUUCCCAAGGGUUCUUUAGAACAAAGCUACAAAACCUGUGGACGGCUGUCCCGGUGCUGUCCUGCUCCUGCUUCUUCCCCUUCAGCAUCAAACCCUUCUUUUUUUCCUUCUGUGCAAAGAGAUGCGGGGUGGGGGGGUGUCCCUCAGUCAAGAAAGGGCUCAAGCAAGGCUCCAUGUGACCAAAUGGAUGCAAAGCCAGACCUCCACAAUCAGAGUGCAACAUUCUUUUUCCACGGAGCCAUGCACUCAUUCCCUCGACCAUUUCGUGACUUCCCCACAAAAUGGGGACAGGGUGAGGCAAAGGAGAAAGACCCCCAUGACCACAAUUCUAAUUGGAGCAAGGGGGCCUUGGUGGGAAAACAUGGCGCAAUGAAUUGCCCCAUCCUGAGGCUGGUGGUGUCAUUACAGAGCAGUGGAAGCCCCAGGACUCCGAAGGGAAGAAGCAGUACGACCGGGAGUUCCUCUUAGACUUCCAGUUCAUGCCUGCCUGCAUCCAGAAGCCAGAGGGGCUGCCGCCCAUCAGCGAUGUGGUCCUUGACAAGGUAUGGGGCUAGUAUGUAGGCAGAGGAAGUGAGUUUGUGGUGGCGGCUGAAGGUCGAGAGAAAGGCAUGCCUAGUGUUUUAAACUGAGAACUUGGAUUUUGCAACAUUUUGAAGACCUGGUCCGAAUUAAUAAGGCACAAGAGGAGAUGCUGCCACUGGACUGGGUUUAAAACUAGAUGAUAUGUAUGCAGCUUCCCCAAAACAUUCUUCUAGCCCCAGGAAGCAGAAAACCCCCAGUUCCCUUCCCCUGAGCUGCCUCUCUGUCAACAGACAUGAAGAAGCUUUGCUUUCUGGUGGUGGGGUAGUUAGAUGGCCUUGAACUGCCAGGCCUCAGUUUGCUCAGCUUUAGCAGGCACCCCCCUCAGAGGUUAAGUAAGAAGAGAAAUGGAGCUUGAUGGGCAGGAUGAGUCAUUGGCUGUGCGUUUUGUUUUCAGCUGUAGCUCUUGAGGCUACUUGGGAGUAUCUACCAAAUGCUGCUGUCUGUGCAGACGGUUGCUGCAUGGCUACCCGUAACUUUACAUUUUUCUACUAAUACAGAUCAAUCAGCCAAAACUGCCUCUUCGAACUUUGGAUCCUCGGAUAUUGGCACGGGGUCCAGAUUUCACACCAGCAUUUGCUGAUUUCGGAAGACAAAUCCCUGGAGGGCGGGGCACACCUGUAAGUGUCAGAGUUACGUCCACAGUUAGAAAUGACCUUUUGCCUUUUGCCUCCAGAAUCUGGAGCAGCUCCCAGUUUGGGAGCUCUUCUGCAGUCACGUUUUCUCAGUUUUCUCUCUUUCCUUCCUCCUCUUCCCUUUUCCUCCUCCCUCCGCUGGUCUGUGCCUUUCCUCAUUCUGUCUUCCUUCCCAUCCCUUACUUUGUUCUCGCAUCUUUCUAUCACCUGUAAGGCUCCUCCCGUGCUUCCUUUACUCUAUUUGACUGGAAAAUAGUGUUUUCCCCUCUGAAGGAGUCAAUUGGUUCUGUUGACACAGGUGGGCAGGAACAUGGCCACCAGCUUAGUAUUCUGCUGAGGUUCUGCUUCUUGAGCUCCUUUGGUUUCUGUAUAGUGGGGGCCUGGAAAUGGGGAGGGGGAGGCCAAGCAGGGACGAUAUGGGGCUGGGGGGGGGGGGGAGAAGAAGAAAAAGAAGAGGAGAAAUCUUCUUAAAAUAAUCAUGGGGAGUCAGGUGAAAGAAGUUCUUUGCAAGUGGCACCUGCUUCUUGGCUUGCAGAAUAGCCAUCCAGUUAAUGGGUUUUUAAUGGGAAAUGACAAAAAAUGGGGGGGGGGGGUUGGAGUUAAAUUUAAGCUAAAGACCUACCUUCUGAAGUUGUGAUGCCCAUCUGCUGUAACAGACACCUACUUGGGCAUGUCAGGUCUUUCUGUGUCAGCCUGUGGAUAAUACCUUCCUCCCCCCCACCCCUUUCUUUCUUUUUACAGGCCUGCAAAGUGCAGCCCCCACCUGGACUCCAGCCCCUUGCUCGGUGUGGGCCCCCAGCAUGCCCUUUGUUGGUCUCAUCUCACCCACAGCUGAGGAACCUGACCAUAGGGGUAAGCCAUCCUGCCCCCACCCCCAGUUUCCUCCCUCACUGUGAGCGUCUUUUUGCAAAGCCUUCUCCUCUGCCCUCCUGUCUUCAGAGGAGCUAGCAAACAACCCCACAGAGCACAAGCCUGUAAUGGAAAUGGCACCAGCCUUGCCUUGUACUCUUCUCUAGGCUGCCGUCUCUUCAGUGGUGGGUGGGACAGCACCAGCAGAGGGCAUACUGGGACUUUGGCCUGAGCUGGAUCUGCCCUAGGGCUGCUCUUCGCAGUCCUGUGUAGAGGGGGAGACCAGGUAAGUCCUGCUUGGCCUGUCUUCGUUUUUCUUUUGGCUUGGAGCAUUUAGCAGCUCGUGGAUGCUCCAUCUCAGCCUUGCUGAAUGGCAGCUUUCCCCCCCUUCUGCAUUUUGGAAAGUAACAGCUUUUCACUAACCUUGGUACCUGGUGGCACAGUUAAUCGGGUAACAAGUUUAAAAAAAUGCAUCUUAUUUUCAAAAAGGACUUGGGUGAGGUGAAGUAGAAAUAGGUACAAAUAGCUUAAGAAAAAUAGCCAGCUGCUGUGCUGUAAAAGCCACCCCAGAUGCACCAGGAAGAAGGCCUUAAUCUAACUCAGUGGCUCAGUUUUCUAACGCUAGAAAAGAAUGCAAGGGACAUUAUGUUACAGAAGGUGCCGGAGAUAGAGGAUUGAAUUAUUGUUGAUUGUGGUGCUGAUAGGUGAAUGCUGGCUGAGGGCUACCAUGAAAUGGCAGCCCUUACGUCUGACUGCAAAAUAUUAAACAUUCUUGGGUGGUGUUUGGGAAUGUGUGGUUGGGAGCAGUGGUUGGGAGUGAGAGGUAUGGGGAGGGGGCAGGGGGACAGAAGCGAAGAUCUUGUGUCUGCAUCAGACCUGAUGUGGCCGGCAUCGUGAACUUCACAAGUUUGUAACAGCUCCUUUGCUGCUUAUUCCUGCCCGGACUGGGAAAUGAUUUUGCUCUGCUUUGUGUUGAGCAGAGACUCCUGCUGGGGGAUGUCCGUGAAAUACUUUUUGAAGUGCCAAAAUAAAGGUAUCCUGCUGCCUGUUAGGGUAUCCCAUAAUGAUCACUGCUUCCCCCAAGAUUUGUAGAAAGGGACCUACAGUAGCAGGUGCUACAGCUCAAGCUGCUGGUGUAGAAUUUAAGCACAUAGAGCAGCUCCUUGCUGCAUUUUGGAUGUCAAGGGCUGGAUUCUCAAAGGAGUUGAUGUGGUGCUGGUGCCUGCAUGCAAGCCUUAAUUAGUGCAGAACAUGUGUGAAUGGUGAAACCUCAGGAGGAGCGAGCUGGUGGUUUGCUGCUCUGUCCCACCAGUCAGGCUUCUUGUUGGCACUGUCUCCUCAGCAGCACCAUGGGCCGGUUGGAGCUGCGUCUGGAUCACACUGGCCUGUGUACUCUGGUGUGCCUCUCAGGCAAAGUCCUGAUUAUUUGCUUGGAUAUGGACCUCAUGUUGCAGGAUUGGGGCUGUUGUGCUCACUUGCCAGACAGCAGGGGGAAGUGUGUUCUCCAGCACCUUUUAAAAAACCCAAAAAAACCCCCCACUCUUUCUCUUUCUUCCUCCUCCUACCUUGCCCUUCUUAUACGUUUGGUUCUCUUGUACCUCAGAAGGUGCAGUAUCCUGAAAACUUGGGGUUGUUUAUCACAGCCACAGUGAAACAUGGUCAGGAAGGCUCAGCCUCAGGUAGCAAAGGAGGGGCUGCUUUUUGUGUGGCAGGGACUGCUUGCCAGCAGCAUUCCGUCUUGGUUCAUAUUCUCUCUGUGGGAAAGGUCUGUAACUCCAUGCUUCAGUCCUCAGUGGCAUCUCCAGGUAGAGCUGAGAGAGUUUCCCUGUCUGAAACCCUGAAGAUGGACUUUGUAUAAGGCAGUUUGCUACAUUCCUAUAUUCACCUGCAUAAAUUCCCAAGUAGAUUGUAGUGUUGGCAGAGCAGGGUUGCUUUGUUGCUGGAUGUCCUGUAUGUGCUGUUUGAGCCUCUUUGUGUUAAAAGGGACUUAACAUUCAAGGGACUGGUUUUUCUCUUAGCUGUUAAACGUUGGACAGCGGAGAUCUCAGCCAGGCCAGAGGCGGGAGCCCAGGAAGAUCAUCACGGUUUGUGUCAAAGAGGAUGUACACCUGAAGAAAGCUGAGAAUGCCUGGAAGCCGAGUCUGAAGCGUGAGACGCAAGCGGAAGACUCUGAGAGCAUCAAAACCCAGGUGAGGCAAGAACAUGAGCCUCCUGGCUGGGCUGCGGAGGGGCUGGCCCUACUCCCCACUUUAACACCCACCCUUAGCUGUAGCGUGAUUUGCAUGGCUAAGAACAGGGUGGUCCAACGUGCAGCCCAAAGGAAUAUGGAAACAUUUGACACCCCCACCUCCCCACCCCUUGUGCUGCCUUCCCAAGCUGAGCAAGUGAUGUGCUGGGCUGGGGGAGGGAGGUGCUCUAACAGGGUCCUAGAGUUCUGUCACCUUCUUCCCAAAGCCUGGUUAGUGCUUUCCUGCUUUGGAAGGGGGUGGGAGGGACUCACUUACCCGGCUAUGGGAAGGCAGCACAAAUUUUGGCCUCGCUCCUCCCCCCCCCAAACACACGGGUUCCUUGUUGAAAUACGAUUGCGGCCCACUUGAUAUGAAAAGUUGGACCUCCCUGGCUUAAAAGGACAAGUGAGGAUACCAGACAACCUACUACCUCUCUGGCAGGUGUAUUUUCUCUGUGUUAUCUACUUGACUGUUUCUGCCUUUCCUUGGGGGAGGAAAGAAGGGGGAUCCCACAGAGGACAGACUUCCUGUGUGGAAUAUAUUUGCAUUCUGAUCUGCCACUGUACAAAGCUUUUGCUGCUCUGGAGUCUGGUUGUUUCAACCUGGCUGUGUCUGAACUUCCCUGUCUGCCUGUCUUCCCCUUUCCUCCUGGAGUUGCUAUGAACAUGGGUGGAGCUGUUCAAGCUGACAUGGGAUGGUUUGGGCAUACGGCGCAAUGAAGCGUCCAUGCCUGGGUACUGAAAGCAGCUGUCUUGGGCCGUUGCUCUCCUAGGCCUUUGGCCUCAUUUGAGUUUUGCACCUUAACACCUGCAUUUUCCCUUCAGGAGCUAUUCCGCAAGGUCCGAAGCAUCUUGAAUAAGUUGACACCACAGAUGUUCAAUCAACUGAUGAAGCAAGUGACUGAUCUAACUGUGGACACGGAAGAGAGGUUGAAAGGCGUCAUCGACCUUGUGUUCGAAAAAGCCAUUGAUGAACCCAGCUUCUCUGUGGCCUAUGCAAACAUGUGCAGGUGUCUCGUCACGGUAAGUGUGGUGUGGGAAAUUGGAAGAGGAAAAUACCUAGUGGGAGCGGGGGAAUGGCAGAGCUCCUUCUUAACAUGCAGGAAAGCCCAGAUUUGAUCCCUGCCAUCUGCUGUUAAAAGGAUGAUUUGAAAAGGACCUUAUUGGCCUGAGUCUCAGGAGAUACCGUAUUUUUCGCUCGAUAACACGCACCUGACCAUAACACGCACAUAGUUUUUAGAGGAGGAAAACAAGAAAAAAAAAUUCUGAAUGAAACAGUGGAUGUAUCAUUUUUGUGCUUCAUGCUGUGGCCACAGACAUGUGAUUUGACGGUGAGUUUGGGGUAGCCCAAUGCAAAGAUCCUGAGAAUCCAUGUGGAUCUGUGCUUUGUUACCACGUUUUUGCACCAUUGCAGCCCCAGGCAACAGUGGGUGCGUGAUUUUUUUGGUGCAGGCUGUAGCCAUGGACAUGCUAUGUGAUCUGAUGGUGAAUUUGGGGUGACCCUAUGCAAAGAUCCUGAGGAUCCAUGUGGAUCCGUGCUUUGUAACCACAUUUUUGCACCAUUGCAGCCCUGUUUUUGCAUCAGAUCAUUGCUAUGUGAUCUGAUGGUGAAUUUGGGGUGACCCAAUGCAAAGAUCCUGAGGAUCCAUGUGGAUCCGUGCUUUGUAACCACGUUUUUGCACCACUGCAGCCCUGUUUUUGCAUCAGAUCAUUGCUAUGUGAUCUGAUGGUGAAUUUGGGGUGCCCCAAUGCAAAGAUCCUGAGGAUCCAUGUGGAUCCGUGCUUUGUAACCACGUUUUAAGUGGGGAGGGAAGGAAAAACAUAGAAGGGACAAGGAGCACCGAGAGGGGUGUGCGGAGAAGCAGCUGGCUAAGAAUGCAGGAGAGGUGUUUUACCGGAGGGAGGAAAGGAAGGCAAAAGUUCCCCCCACACACCCACCCAAGCCAGCCAGCUCUCUCUCUCUCCCCCCCCCCCCCCCGCAUGUUGCAGCACCGGAGCACGGAGAGGAAUUAGAAGGAAGGACUGUCUGCUUUCCCCUCUGCUUGCCUGGAGGGGAGGGGGUUUUCUCUGCUCUUUGUUCCGUUUGAGCAAACACAGUAACAAACAGAAGCGGGUGGGCAGUAAGACCCUGAGGCAGAAUGCAGGAAAGCAGCAGCUUCCUCUUUUCAAGGCUUCCUUCUCCGGACGAUUGAUAUUUGUCUGAUUUUUGCCUUCACUCGCGCCUGUCGGCUCCAGGGACCACACAUUCGCUCAAUAACACGCGCAGACAUUUCCCCUUACUUUUUAGGAGAAAAAAUCUGCGUGUUAUAGAGGGAAAAAUACGGUACUCUGCCAUUCAGGGUAGACAAUACUGGGCUGAAUUGACAAAGAGUUUGCUCUGGUCUGUUAUCUGCUGCCUUUUAGACACCAGAAUGAAAAGGGGUUUAUGGGGAGGUUGUCCUGAAGAUGCUUAUCUGAACCAGGCUCAUGCAGGCAAAUAAUAAUAGUACCUUUCCAUAAUAGUUCACCUUUGAUAUUAAAAGUUUAUAUAUAUUAUGUAUAUGUAUAUAUUACUGUGUUGUUUUCAAUAUGAAUGCUGUGAGCCAGUCUGUUUGCUCUAAUAUGUUUUUAUGAAUAAUGGCCCGUAAAUAUUUUUAUAAAUAAAAUGAUAAAAUGCUGGUUAGGAAUGCAGCAAGUGAUGAGAGUGCCCUGUUUUGCAUGUGUUGUGCUCACCGUCCUCCUCCUUGGCCCUUUUGACACGUGCUGCACACAGCUGAAGGUGCCCAUGGCGGAUAAGCCCGGGAGCUUUGUCAACUUCCGGAAGCUACUCCUGAAUCGUUGCCAGAAGGAAUUUGAAAAGGACAAAGCUGAUGACGAUGUCUUUGAGAAGAAGCAGAAGGAGCUGGAAGCUUCCACAACGGUGAGUGUCUGCAGAGCACCCUCUGUGCGCUCCCAGGAGCAGGGGGCCCAAGACAUGGGAGUCCUGUGGUGUUGCUGGCCUGGGAAGCGAGGCCAUGGGCUUGUGGUGUGGCAGGCAGCCCUUUCUCACCACCCCUUCCUUCUCUGCCCCUCAGCCAGAGGAGAGGACGCGGCUCCACGAUGAACUGGAAGAAGCCAAGGACAAGGCCCGGCGGCGCUCCAUUGGCAACAUAAAGUUCAUUGGGGAGCUCUUCAAGCUGAAGAUGCUGACAGAGGCCAUCAUGCACGACUGUGUGGUGAAGCUGCUGAAGAACCACGACGAGGAGUCCCUUGAGUGCCUCUGCCGCCUCUUGACUACCAUUGGCAAAGACUUGGACUUUGAGAAAGCCAAGGUUAGAAGAACCUGGCACCCACACGAAGACCCUUGGUGGCUGUAGCCUUUUCUGUGGGCUGCUUAGUGGCGCUCGUGCUUUCCCCUAGAAGAUGGGGCAGUAGGGUUGCUUUGCCCCUUGUGUCAUCAGGGAAGAGUGAACACCCAAAUCCAUCUUCUUUGGUUCUGAAAAGAACUUAAGUGUUCAGAAAAGCUAGAUCCAUACCCCUUACUGGCCCUUCUUCAUACCCGCCAGGAGUGGAUGGAAUGUGAAAGGGGCGGGUGGGUGACUUUUAUGUAUUUCUACGUAGAAACCUCUUUACUUUUGCCUGGCUGGGAUUAGCCCCUGUCCAAAGGUAAGAGUCACCCUCAUUUCUCCAGGCCCUGAAUGGUUUCCCAGGAGAGGCUGGAAAGGAUCCCCUUCCCCAUCCCCCGCUGUAAGGCAGUUUUUCAUGUUCCUAUGAAAUAUGGUGAGAGCAUCUGUGUUUCCUCUAGCCUCGAAUGGACCAGUAUUUCAAUCAAAUGGAAAAGAUAGUCAAAGAGAGGAAAACCUCUUCCAGAAUACGAUUCAUGCUUCAAGAUGUCAUAGACCUCAGGCAGGUACGUGUCCAGCAAGGGAAGCAGAUGAGUAAUUGUCCACAAGAGAAAAGGGGUACUGCCCUCACCUGGCUCUUAGUCUUACCUUGAGAGGGUAGUUCUUGGUUUUUUAAAGGGCUGCCAGAGACCAUCUUUUGAUGAUGGGCAGUGGAGCUGCUGUCUCCUGCAUCAUGGGCUUCUGUCAUGGGGUAGCUGUGGUUUUACAAUCGACUUGUGUCACGCUUGUGGAAGGAGCUUGCGAGCAGUUUUCCCCUCAGUAGAAUAUCCCGCUUCCUCUGUCUGCAUCAACCACAACUACCCCACAGUGUGCAGGGGAGAAAGAAGGCCUCAUCCGUCCUUUCUUUCCUGUCUUCCACAGUGUAACUGGGUCUCACGGAGGGCAGAUCAAGGCCCCAAGACGAUAGAGCAGAUCCAUAAAGAAGCAAAAAUUGAAGAACAGGAGGAGCAGCGGAAAGUCCAGCAACUAAUGACCAAAGAGAAGAGGAGGCCUGGUAAGUUCCCAGAGUUCCCAUCUGAUGCUUGACCAGGAGGAGAGAGGAACAAGGGUCCAUGUCAUGAGAAUUGCCUCCGGUGUCUAGAUUAUAGAGCGCCCUGUCCAGGUUGAAUAUCUCUUUCUGCCCAUAUGCCUCAAUAUAUAUUGUUAAGCAUAUUGGGGAGCAACCUCCAGCCAUUUGUUCUACUAGCGUGUGCAUGGACCAUUGCACAGAAUAGGCAAAUGGUGAAACUGCACAGAUAAUUUUUUAAAAAACCUGCCACACAAUUGCUUAGGCAGAAAUGCAAAUUGAAAUGCACUCUUCAGCUAGAUGCGACAGAGGAAACAUAGCAGCCUUAUUCCCAUAGGCUCUCAAGCUUCGCUUUACACAUACAACUCAUCCCAGACCACUUUAGCUACCAUAUCAGGGAUUAUAAAAAGUAACCUGUUUGUUUGUUUUGUUUGCAGGUGUUCAGAGGGUAGAGGAGGGUGGCUGGAACACGGUGCAGGGGGCGAAAAAUACCCGUGUGCUGGACCCCACCAAGUUCCUUAAAAUCACCAAGGUUUGUAUGGAGGAAGAAUCUCUUUCUGAGAGGAAUCCUGAGAGACCAACUCCCCUUUGGUUGGUCAUCUUCCACAUUCCCAGUCCUCAACAUCAGCCCUCCCAGAUGUUUUGGAUUGCAGUUCCCACAGGCUCCAGCUUCAUACACCUACAGUAGCUGGUGCCAGUGGGAACUGUAGUUCAAAAUGCCUGGAGUGUGCCUGGUUGGGGAAUCUUGGUUUUUUUGCUGCCCUGCCCUCCAAGGAAGCUGUUUGUCUAUCUGUGCAUCUAGGCAUUUUGAACUGGGAAGUGGGAGAGAGGGUGGCAGUGAGCCGGAGGGUGGGAGGAUUUCCUUCUGUGAAACAGGAUUGGGUGGGGCGGUUCCAAUCCCCAGCAGGCUCUCCCUGAUUUGUGCUCCUGUCUGUGUGUCUUUCAGCCCACAAUAGAUGAGAAGAUCCAGCUUGUGCCUAAAGCCCAGUUGGGCAGCUGGGGAAAAGGCAGCAGUGGGGGAGCCAAGGCCAGUGAGAUUGGUGAGUGUGGAGGCCCCCCCACCCUGCAUUUUGCUCUGUGCACCCUGAAAAGUGCUGGCUGUUGCUGUUCCUCGUCAAAUACAUCUCCUUGUCAUUUCUCCUUUUUUGGAAUUCCCAGUCUUGGCCUACUUCCUGUUAUGAAUGGGCUGUGCAAACUCCAUAUUCAGUGCUAGCCCUCCUCUUGGUACACCCACUAAAGUUAAAUGGUUACAACUAUCUUAGGUUCAUUAAAUUCAGUGGAUUUACUUUGGGAAGGACUUAGCCUGAUAUAACUCCCAUGUUCUACUACUUCUUUUUCUUAAACAUUCAAAUAUUUCACCAAAGUAAUUGAAUUGGUAGAUCAAACCAGCGCUUGAUCCGUUUCCGACUGUAGUGCUGCAGCAGUCUGUAGACAACACACUAUAGUACUACAGUCGGAAACCGAUGAAGAGCUAAGAAUAGCAUGAUUAAGUUAGCUAGAGAGUCUCCUGAAAGAGCCGGUUUUUGCUUGGCUCCGGAAAGAGCUCAGUGUGGGAGCUUGGCAAAUAUCUUUGGGGAGUCCACCACAGUGCUGACGUCUCUACUGCAAAGACUCUGCCCUGAUUGGAUGAUUGCUGAGUUUCACUCAGUAUCAAUGCCUGGAACAAGAAAUCAGAGCAAAUUAUCAUAGCAUCCAUGACAGAUGGCCUUCCAACCUUUGCUUAAAAACCUCCACUGAAGGAGAGUCCAGAACCUCCCAAGGGAGUCUGUUCCACUGUCGAACAGCUCUAACUGUCAGAGGUUUUUCCUGGUGUUUAGUCAGAAUCUCCUUUCUUGUCAUUUGGAAUCCAUUGGUUUGGGUCCUGUCCUUCGGAUCCAGCAGAAAACAAGCUGAAUCCAACUUCCAUUUGACUGCCCUUCAGAUAUUUAAAGAUAGCUAUCUCCUCUCAAUCUCUUCCAGGCUAAACAUACUCAACUGUUCCUCAUAAGGCUUGGUUUCUAGGGAAGGAUUUGGUCCUUAGGAGACACCCAAGCCAGUUAAGGCUUUAAAGGGUUUCUUGUAUCUGUAGGUGACCCAUCUCUCUGCAAAAACCCUCUGCCCUGAAGGUUGAGAGAGAUCAUCAAGGCAUCCACUUGACACAGUUAAACUUGCGCUAGGUUUAAGAGCUUCUCGGCCUCUGGCUGAUGGGUUUCCUGGAGCCCUUGAGGCAGCUGUUACUCUCCCCAACAUCCUCUUGCAGAUUCCUUACGACCAAGUGCCACUAGUUUGAACCGAUUCUCUGCACUGCAGCCUCCCGCAUCAUCUGUGUCUGCCUCAGCCACAUCCGCAGAGUUGGACUCUCGCAGGGCCUUAACUAGGUAAGUCUCAGGCCACCCACGGGUGCUUCUCUCCCACUUCAUUUAGUAGUAGUAGUAGUAGUAGUAGUAGUAGUAGUAAUUGCCUUGAAUGAAGUGUUCUAUGUGAUUAAGCUGACUUCUGUCCACGUAAUGAAAUGUGGGGGGAAAGCAGAGAUUUAAUUGCCUCUCCGAUAAAACUCUUCUGCUUUUAGCGCUUGAUGUCUGUGUUUACUAUCACUUGAAAGCUAAUUGGCACAUAGCCGAGUUGGGGGUUAAUUUCUUUUCAAGCAGUGAGUGAGUAAGGAAUUUUCCUGAGAAAUGUCUUUGCUCCCACAGUCGGGGGAGCACAGGCAGGGAGAAGAACGACAAGCUGCUCCCCUCUCCAGCCUCACGACCCAACACCUUCUUGCGGGUCAGCAGCAGCAAGGAGCAGCUCUUGGACAACCAGGCUCAGGAAGAACAGCGGCGGGAGAUGCUGGAGACUGUGAAGCAGCUGACAGGGGGGCUGGAGAGCGACUGGAACAGCACAGAGGCAGAGAGGAGCAAGGCCAAGGAAACUGGUGAGCUUUUCCUCUUCCUCCUCCAAGUUGGGGCUUCUGAACUCUGGGCUGUACUUCCUGCUGGAUGAGCAGAAACAUUUUGUGACUGAUUUGGUUGGUGCUAAUUUAUGUCCUGCAGGGACGCGGGUGGCGCUGUGGGUAAAACCUCAGCGCCUAGGACUUGCCGAUCGCAUGGUCGGCGGUUCGAAUCCCCGCGGCGGGGUGCGCUCCCGUUGCUCGGUCCCAGCGCCUGCCAACCUAGCAGUUCGAAAGCACCCCCGGGUGCAAGUAGAUAAAUAGGGACCGCUUACUAGCGGGAAGGUAAACGGCGUUUCCGUGUGCGGCUCUGGCUCGCCAGAGCAGCUUCGUCACACUGGCCACAUGACCCGGAAGUGUCUGCGGACAGCGCUGGCUCCCGGCCUCUAGAGUGAGAUGAGCACACAACCCUAGAGUCUGUCAAGACUGGCCCGUACGGGCAGGGGUACCUUUACCUUUACCUUUAAUUUAUGUCCAUUCCCUCUUGAGCUCAUAGCAUUAUUUCAUCCACGUUCAUUUGUUGCCCCUUCUGAGUCAAAAUGGUGGUGAUCUAAAGCGAGGUAUUCUGUGCAGAUCUCUCUCUGGGAUGAAUUACACCACAAAUCCUAGAGUGUGUAGCUGCAUGUAGGACUUACGAAGAAUGGCAGGACACAACCUAAGGACUUGUCUGUAAUGACAAUGGCAUUGUGCAUGGGAAAAAUGCCUCUCUGGCAUUGCAUUGAAGUAAGCCUUCUACAUUUCCUGCCUCUUUCUCUCCCUCUCCCCUUACCCAUUCAACUGCCUUAACAGCCAAGCCUGAAAUUUCCACAUCCCCAGCCCAAGAAAAACCUGCAUUGUCAGAAGAGGAAAUAGAGAGAAAGUGCAAAUCGAUCAUUGACGAGUUCCUGCACAUAAACGAUUAUAAGGUAAGGAGAGCAGUGGCCCAUCGUGGCGUGCAUUGAAGUUUUAUCUUGGGGCGGAGGGCUUAAGCGUUUAAAAGCCACCCUUUCCGAGGUCUGGCUUUGUGGCCGCUGAUCUUACAAUAUCAGUGCAGAGAGCAAGAAGGACCUUUAUUAAGGUCAGCUGAGGAGCUUUGCACAAGGAAAGUCUCUUAGCCCACGGACUACAGAGAAACCUCCUUUUGUAUUGUCUGGACAGGAAGCGAUGCAGUGCGUGGAGGAGCUGAGCAUACCGGGAGUGCUGCCUAUGUUUGUGCAGGUGGGCGUGGAGUCAACCCUGGAGCGGAGUCAGAUCACCAGAGACCACAUGGGCCAGUUGCUGUAUCAGCUGGUGCAGUCGGAGAAGCUCAGCAAGCAGGACUUUUUCAAGGGGUUGGUAGUCUGCCAGGGAAGGAAGCAAGAUCUCUGGGUAUUUUUUCUUUCUUUCAUGGGUGCUCACUACAAACAGUUACAUUUGGGCUGGAUGCAGAGAGUGACCAGCUGCCUCCCAGAUGGAUUGUGCCUUGAGCAACUCUGCUUCCCUCCUUAGGUUUGCAGACACCUUAGAGACGGCAGACGACAUGGCCAUCGAUAUACCCCACAUAUGGUUAUACCUGGCUGAGUUGGUGACGCCUAUGUUGAAAGAAGGAGGAAUCUCUAUGAGAGAACUUCUGACGUAAGCUGCACUCUUUCUCCGUUAGCCUUGGGGUGAUGCUUGCACCGGCUGCCCUUGGAACUCCUUGCAUAGAUAAGGUCAAGCUAGCCACAGUCAACCACAGUGACCUAUGCGAGACCUGUUGCUUGCUACAAACUGUAUUGUUAUUGCCUUGGGGCAGUGAAUUUCCACACCCCGGUUAAGCCAGAUUUAAACCCCUCAUGGGCCUAAUUUGUCACGUGUACAGGGCCCACCAGUUAAAAUGACGUCAGGCAAUGUUUCUUUUUGAAGGCACACUCCCAGAUCACGAAGGGAUUUGCACAGACCUCAGCUAAAACAGGGGCUUUCACAGAGAUUUCAGUGUAAACCCAUCAUGAGUCUGGAGCAAGGUGUGCUUCAGCUGUUGGACAGUGGGAACAUGCCUUACCUCCAGCAAAGGAACGCUUAAGAGCUCAUUUUAAGCCACACUAGCCCUGGUCCCACACCUGAUGUCUCAUAUGAUGGCAGGUGGGUGCAGUUUACCAGAAACAGUCUGGCAGGCUAAAUAAGGUUUCCCAGCAGGCCAGAGGCUUGCCACCCCUGCCUUAAGGGCUGAACCAGCAGAGGGUGGCAACUCCCCAAAUAUCCUGCCUGUCAAACCUUGUCUGCUGUGGUCUCCCUCCAGCUCCAGAAUAGAGUUGCUUCUGUGGUCGAAGAUUGAAGUAGAACUUAGUGAAGGCCAGAGCCCUCACCCCCCUUCAUGGUGGCCUUUCACCAUGUGCUAGUUGCCUGUCAGGUGGCAAAGCUUACACUGCUCUCUUGCUCUCUCCUAUUGCAGAGAAUUUAGCAAACCCUUGCUCCCUGUGGGAAGAGCCGGCAUCUUGCUUUCCGAAAUAUUGCACCUUCUAUGCAAACAAAUGGUAAGUGUUCUAGGUCACUUGCAGAUCUGGAUGUGUGUGUGCAAAGGGAAUCUGUAGUGUAUUGAAAAAUGUCAAGAAGCCUGCCCAAGACUCCCAAGUCAGUGAGUUGCAUUCACCUUUUGCCUGAAAAGGCUUUGAAGCUGCCUUUAGUUGAUCAGGAGCAGGAAUCACAAAGGACAGCCUCAUUCUGAAGAUGCUUCGAAUUCAGAGAUGUUCCCGGUUGCUGUCCCAACCUGAGCAGGCCCCUACCCUAGAAAGGGUGGCACUUUCUUGGCCCCACUGAUUGCUGAAUCCCGUUGACCCCACAGCAGCAUUGGAUUGAACCCUCCUGUUGGAAAAGAACAUCCUAAAGUUGGGAUAUUGAAUGUGAUACUUUGCACUCACCCAGGUUUCCCCCUCACCCCCGAAAAAGAACUGUCAUGGUGGGGUUGGAGGUUGCGUUGAACACCGUGGCUGUUUUGGGCCUCGCUGCUCUCCUUUCUUGAUUUUUCAAAUUCCUUCUGUGUUCUAGAGCCAUAAGAAAGUGGCAGCCUUAUGGAGGGAGGCUGGCCUCAGUUGGAAAGACUUCUUACCUGAAGAGGAAGAUGUCCACACCUUUCUCAUGGAGCAGGUGAGUUGGGAGCCAGAGCAGGGUCACUCUGACCUUUUGGUCACUCUGUUCACUUCUGAUAGGGGGAGGAGGUUUGACUAGAUGCUAUGUUGUCCCUUCUGACCCUUGAGAUGGGACCAGCCUCCACUGCAAAAGGUCUUUAACCCUUUGGAAGAAUAGAUGGUUAAACCCCACUUCAGGGUGUUCACUGGUGUGGGCGGGGAACCCUGCAUGUCAUGCCAAACUAAAGCCAUUCUCUUUUCUCUUGUAACACUGCAGAAGUUGGACUUCACAGAGACUGAUAGUUCCAGUUCCUCAGAAGCACUUUCAAAGAAGGAGCUCUCUGCUGAAGAGUUGAACAAACAGCUGGAGAAACUCAUUAUCGAGGACAAGGCGAAUGAUGAGCAGAUCUUUGAUUGGGUAGAGGUACAAAGCCCAAGUCCAUCUAUGCCCGUACACUAAUAAGUUAAGAGUUAUUUGAACCCAUCUGUUACAGUUCCUGGAGCCUGGGCUCUUGGAAAGAGCAGCUCUCAGGAGUGCGCUCUUGGUUCUUACAGAAUCACGGGGUUGGGAGCAUUUCACCACAGCCCUCACCUGUCUCCACGCUGCUUUCCUGACCCUCACUUUCAGCAGAGUCUGGUUUCGCCCCUGGGGAUUGCUGCUUGUCACCAGAACACAAUUUUGCUCGCCUAGAGGGCUGCAUUGUAGGGCUAGAGAGAAAUUAUUGCUUUUACAGAUGCCAGAGGGUUUUGAUCUGUAGCACUGAGUUCCAUCCUAGAAUGCCUUUUUUAUGUGACUCUCCAGCAACAGACUGUUUUUCCUGCUGAAUAAAUAACACCGUAGAAGGCAGAAUUGGGGGAGAGAAUAUAAGCCAUUUUCCUGCUCCCAGGAGCACUUUGGGGUGAGCUGAUCUAGUAGGAAGCACUUUAAUGAGUGAGCUUAUAAGAUUCCUUCAUCAGCGAGUUCUUCAGACGAGGUGCUGUGAUGCAACUCGUGGGCUUUUUUGACUUCUGCAAAUACUCUUGAUUUCAGGCUAAUCUAGACGAGAGCCAGAUGAGUUCACCUACAUUCCUUAGAGCUUUAAUGACAGCAGUUUGUAAAGCCGCUAUUAUAGGUGAGUAAUGUUCAUCCAGAAGUUUUAGACAUGAAGCCAUCAAUAUCUUUCCUCUGUUUUGCAUGGAAUUUGAAUUCUUCGCCACAAUCUCUUUUUAAGCCUGCGCUCUGCAUGAAAUGUCCCACUGAUGAGACACAGAUAAUGAGCGACCAGAACAGGUCAUGUUAAUGUGUCUUCCAUCCCAGGGAUUUCUGGGAUUCUCCAGAUCCGUUUUUUCUGUGAAUCCAAUCCAUAUCAUUUGGAAGCAUACUAUGGUUGGAAGAAGAGAAAUUACCUACCUUAUUACCGUUUCCACCAGUUGUUUUAUAUCCUGAGUUGUUCCAUUAGAAAACAUCAAGUGAUAACUGUUCCAAUGGCAGUUCUUCAUUUUGAGGGUGUGUGUAAGGAGAUCUUUGAAUUCUAGCCAGCAGUGGCCCCCAUGGAUUUGGGGCAGGGGUGCCAGUGAGAGUGUUGCCUUUUUGCCUUCCAGUUUCUGUGCAUUAAACCUUUUUGUGCUUUUGUAGUGUAGCUGAAUGGGGAUUUAGUUGGCUAAAGUCCAUACUUGUGGCCACUUCAGAAGUUCAGUAAAACUGUGAGGGGAGAGGAGAACAUUAACACACCAGCUAAUGAGUCCCUGCAUAUAGAAAACAAGUGUGUCAGGUUUCUGUCCUGACAUGCUAGCUUUCUGUGUGCAGAGAUAUUGGGGGGAGGGAUAUGGAAGAGCAUUCCACAAUGUGAACCCCAUUCCUGUAGUGUGAAGGGGUACCGCCCAGUGAGAGUCAAGCCUAAAUAUUUUUAGAUCCCAGAUACAGGUAGUGAUGUAUUCCAUCUUUUAUAUUUUUGGUACCUAAAAUUGCAGGAGGUAGGAUGAAGUGACACAGCCUCUUUCUUUCAAAGCUUCUAAUUUUUGGAAGAUGAGCUGGUGAAAUAAACCUUUCCAAUUGCAUAAGCAGUCCAGACGUUGAAGAAUGUUUAAUUUCUGCUGCUGCUAUCCCUUUUGCCUUGAAUUGAGAUUUGUCUGUGAAGACAGAGGAUAAGAGUUGCCUGCCUGCCUUCCUCCUUCCUGGCCAGCUUUUAACCAAAUGCUGACGUUGAAUCUCUUCUCUUUUCUAGUGGACAGUUCUAGCUUGCGAGUGGACACUGCUGUUAUCAAGCAGAGAGUGCCGAUCUUACUUAAGUACCUAGACGCGGACACAGAGAAGGAACUACAAGCACUUUACGCACUACAAGCAUCAAUAGUAAAACUUGAUCAACCUCCGAGUAAGUGUACUCAGGGUCAGGGUGGUCUUUGGGCCUUGGUCCGUUGAAUUGGGCUUGUGUAAAAUAGGACGGAACAUGAUGUGCUGUCACUGGCUGUAGGGCCGUUUGCUGGUACCCCAAAGCCAAUUUAUACUAGAUUUUCUUGGGGUGCAUCAUUUUGCUUUUGUUCAGGAUUAAUAAGGGCCACAGAAAAUCCUCCUGAGUUUGAAUGUGGCUCCCAGUCAGCAACCAAAAAAGGCAGCCCUCUGUUUCCAGUUUCUCUGUUUCCAGUCCUAUUACCCUUGUCAUUCCAGAGAAAUGGAGGAAAUGUCAAGUACCGUAUUUUUCGCACCAUAGGGCGCACCGGACCAUAGGGCGCACCCAGUUUUUAGGGGGGGAAAUCAAGGAAAAAAAUAUUUUCCCCCCCCCAGCCCCAAAGAGCAGUGUACAGGCUGCACACAACCUCUCCCUGCCAGAGGGGUUGUGAGCAGCUAUGGAAGAAGGCAAGGCAGCAAGCGGGAUGGAUCCCGCUCGCUGUUUUGGCUUCCCCUUUAGCCCCGUGCAGCCUCUCCUUGCCGGGAGAGGCUGCGUGGGGCUAAAGAAGCUAUAGCCCCGUGCAGCCUCUCCUUGCUGAGGGGUUGCGCGCAGCUAUGGAAGAAGGCAAGGCAGCGAGCGGGAUGGAUCCCGCUCGCUGUUUUGGCUUUCCCUUUAGCCCCGUGCAGCCUCUCCUUGCCGGAGGGGUUGCAUGCGGCUAUGGCACAAGCCUGCAUUCGCUCUAUAGGAUGCACACACAUUUCCCCUCAAUUUUUGGAGAGGAAAAACUGCGUCCAAUAGAGCGAAAAAUGCGGUAUAUAGCAAUUUCUCCUCAGUUUUAUAUCAUCCACAUAUUAUUUAUUUAUCUAUCUAUCUGAAAGUUUUUUGCAGUGUUGGGAGCCUGGAUUCUAAACCUGCCCUGAUGCAGGAUGUUCCUUCAGCUUAGCCACACCAUCUGAACAAAAACCUACCCACUGUGGAGCCCUAGGAAGGCCUCUCACCUGGGAGAGCCCUCUGAGCUCUGAAGAGCAAUGAUAUUUGUGUUUCAUUGGCUCCCUGAUUGAGGAAGGACUAAAAGGGGUCAGACGGAGUAAAUUUAUAAAAUAUAAGUGGAGGGUUGGGUUGAAGGCUCAGCACACUGCAAUUCACAUUUUGAACUGAGCUUGCUAGCCAGUCGUGUCUGCUUUGGUUGCUGUCCAGGGGGGAGUGUUCACCUCUUCCUUUCCUUCCCCCACAGAUUUGUUACGGAUGUUUUUUGAUUGCCUGUAUGAUGAGGAGGUGAUAUCAGAGGAUGCCUUCUACAAGUGGGAAAGCAGCAAAGACCCUGCGGAACAGAACGGGAAAGGCGUAGCAUUAAAAUCGGUCACGGCAUUCUUCACGUGGCUACGAGAAGCCGAAGAGGAGUCGGAGGAUAAUUGA
This is a messenger RNA of Podarcis lilfordi (Lilford's wall lizard), 77302 nucleotides long. The record is from the annotation of a GenBank genome assembly. NCBI's taxonomy places the organism in Eukaryota, Metazoa, Chordata, Lepidosauria, Squamata, Lacertidae.